CCUGUCCUCCGGCGCCCCGCGACUCUUCUUCCCCACUUCUCUGUGCUCGCCAACAUGGCGGCGCUGAGGGCUCUGUCGGCGGCGGCACCGGGCAUCUCGCCCGGUGCGGCUGCUUCUCCGCGGCAUAGACUACUGCUGGCUUCGCUGCUGUGGCGGCCGGCGGCGGGAGCUCACUCGUGGAAGUGGGGGCGUCCGCCCCGGAGGAUAUCGCAGGUGCGCCGGUGGGACUGAGGCGGGCGAGCGGGCGGAGAGGUGGGCUCGCUCCGCCGCGGGAGGGUUGAGGGGAGGCUGAGGGGCGGGGAACGUCCUGAGGGGACCAAGGUCGGUUAUUCCGCGCGGGUUACGAGGGUGUCCCAAGCGAGAGUCUCCUAAAUGCGAAGCUGUGUGUCCCAGCCCUGAUGUCUCUAAAAGAGGAUUAGGUCAUUCAUGGAGGGUGAUAAGGAUCAAUGCUUUCUUUCCACAGUGGCUAUGUCUUUCCUGCACGGCCAGAGGCAGCAAUACUUCUGAAUACCAGUUGUUAGAAACCUCAGGCGAGGCGAGUCCUGCUUGCGGGUUUCCCCAUAAUAGGCACCUGCUUAGCUUCUGCGAGAACAGGACUAGGUGGGCUGUUGGCCUGAUCCAGCAGGCUCCGCUUAUGAUCUUAUGUAAAACCUAGUUCCUAAUGUUUCUUAUCACACUUGUUUGUGAUCAAGGGACAGCAACGAAACUUUCCUCCUCCUCUUUCCUGGAGUGAAUUCCAAGUUGUAAGCUCCUCUAGGUAGGGCUCUGGUGCUUUGCAAACUGAUAGUGCUCUUUCGUAAUGAUAAUAGUUGCUGUCGGGACCGUCCUGGGCCUAUGUAGAUAAGGGCAGCUGUGGAUUCUCAAAAGCUGGGCUCGGUGGUAAUGUCCCUUUUACUUUUUCCCACAUGGUGGAAUGUCUGCUGCCUGUGUGGAAAUCAAAAGCUGCUGUGUGUGAGAGAAAACUUUGCCCUCUGGUCACUUAGAUGGCCCAGACCCACACAUGGGCUUUAUGGGGAGAGGUGCAGUUGUGUAUCUGCAGAUGUAAUAGCAAUGUAUUGUACAAACAAUAAAAUAAAUAAAAUAACACGGCUCUUUGGGGGCAGACAAUCCAGCCAUUUGCCAUGUCAGCAGACAAAAAAAAAAAAAAAAAGCCUUAUUGAGGAUCUUAUUGCAAAUGUAAAAUGUUGGUACUAGUAUAUAAUGCCCAGUGCUUUUUUUUCUAGAAAAAUAGGUGCUGUAUCUCACCAUGAAGUUACUGCAGUAAGUGCCACACUUUUUAAAAACAAAAUAGAGGUGCUGGUACUGCAUAUCCUUGAGUACUCCCUGAAAAAGCACUGAUGAUGCCCUACAUAGUAAUAAUCAUAUUAACAUUUUUAUUUUGCCCUUCUUCCCAAAGGAGCCCAGGGCGGCAAACACAAACAAUCAAUUAAAACAUCUUAAAAUAAUUCUAAUACAGUGGUACCUCGGGUUACAGACGCUUCAGGUUACUGACUCCGCUAACCCAGAAAUAGUACCUCGGGUUAAGAACUUUGCUUCAGGAUGAGAACAGAAAUCGGGCGGCGGCAAAAGGCGUGGCGGCAGUGGGAGGCCCCUUUAGCUAAAGUGGUGCUUCAGGUUAAGAACAGUUUCAGGUUAAGAAUGGACCUCCAGAAUGAAUUAAGUUCUUAACCCAAGGUACCACUGUACAGACCUAGCCCUGGGAACCAUGUUCUUGAAGGGACACUUUUUCCCAUGUGUUUUAAACUGCAUUUUACAAUGGGAGAAUAUACCUUUCUUGUAAUACCACUGCUAUGGAUGUCUAGGAGGCUGCAUAUGUGAGAGGGGUUUCUCUGUGGUGGACAUUUGUCCAGACUUUUGGAAGGUGAUGGGUACACGUAGGCUCUGUGAUUUUAUAAUGAAUAGGGUUUCAUCAGAUUUUAUAUUGUUAGCUCCCCUGGGCACCUUUUAGGGAGGAGAUUUGGGCUAUAAAUUUAAUAAAUACACUCUACGUAACCCUGGGUAUCUAUUCACAUAAAUUUUAAUUAUUAAGUGUAGAAGUAGGUUUCCCCUUUAAUGGAAACUGACAGGAGACCAAUGAAGAAAGAGAAAUGUAUCAAUCCUGUCCGUCAAAAUUAAAAAUGUAUCACCUUUUACAUGUUUUUCACAUGACAUUUACUUUUAUCUACUGUGAUAUUAGGGAAGCGGGUGGCACUGUGGGUUAAACCACAGAGCCUAGGACUUGCUGAUCAGAAGGUCGACGGUUCGAAUCCCCGCAACGGGGUGAGCUCCCGUUGUUCAGUCCCUGCUCCUGCCAACCUAGCAGUUCGAAAGCACAUCAAAGUGCAAGUAGAUAAAUAGGUACUGCUCCAGCAGGAAGGUAAACGGCGUUUCCGUGCGCUGCUCUGGUUCGCCAGAAGCGGCUUAGUCAUGCUGGCCACAUGAUCCGGAAGCUGUACGCUGGCUCCCUCGGCCAAUAAAGCGAGAUGAGCGCCGCAACCCCAGAGUCGUCCAUGACUGGACCUAAUGGUCAGGGGUCCCUUUACCUUUACCUUUACUGUGAUAUUGUUUAUUUUAAGAAAUAGAUCACAAAACAAAAGUACAUAUAAGGGUCAUUCCACGCCAAAUCACCUGAUUUUAAUACUCAACCGUGCUCUCACGACUCAGAUUUUCUUCAAAAAAUUUUUUUCUGUAGAUACUUAUGAGAUAACCUCAAAUUAAUUUUUUUUUUUUUUUUGGUCCAAAAUUGGGCGCAGGAGAAUUUUUUUAACAUUUCAAUUUUUGCUUGAUUUAGGCUAAUGCGAUUUCUGUUUAGGAAAAAAACCUCCUGUUCUGCUUAUUUUUCAACCAAUUGGGCUUAUUUGGGUAUCAAAAUAAAGCUAAUUUUUGUCUCUUUCAAAAUAAGGUAUAAAAAUGGUAUUAAGUGCAACAGAAAAGGGUCACCGACCAUUCAUAGUGAAUUUUAGUCAUUUUAUACCUCGGUAGGUUCAAUAAGCCAUAGCGUGCAAACCACAACUAACACAUGUAUCAUACCUUUUUUUUUAUAGAAUGGGCUAACCAUGUACUUUUUAUGUUUUAUAAAUAAGUGUGUUUUUGUGGUUAUAAAAUAAACUGAUUUUGAAGUAAUUUUUUUAAACAAAUAUAUAUAUAUAUUUGUGUGUGUACAGGUUUAAGGUCUCUUUGAGCCUGAAAUAACUCACACAUUCGUGAGAAUAGUUAAAAUUGCACUCUCUUAUGUUACACUGUCAUCUGAUGUUAUUUUUACAUUAUUUCACUGUUAGCUUACCUUUGUAGUGAAAGGUUACAUCAUACUUUUUUUCCAAUUUCUGCACUUGUUUGUGGACCUUACCGUCUAUGACAUACAUCCUUCCUAGUUGAUGAUGAAGGAAAUGGAACUUCUCUGAUUAUAUUUUCAUAGGGCACCCAGCAGCAGUCAUUCUUAGUUGGCCAAAAAUAGGUUGGUAAAGGAUCAGGUGGAUGCAUAAACUGAACUUUAGCAUGAGUGUAAUGUAAUGCAAUAUAUUUUAUGAAGAAUACAAUGCAGUAUCUUUUGUGAAGGAUUGUUUAUUACAACAGCAGUUAUAAAGAAGAAACGUGAGACACAUAGAAAAAAUGAGAUAUACAAAAAUUCUCACCAUGUCAGUUAAUACUUAGUUGGGUAACCUUUGGCCUUCCCAUGGAGUGAACCAAGUUUUUUAGUUCUACAGCUGUAAUAAUGUGAAACCAAGAUUGAAUUAUUGCCUCUAUUAAUUGGGUUUUAUUGCUGGGUUGCUUCCAACCAUCAAGUUUCUUUAGUUGGCUCCAUAGAUUUUUUAUUGAGUUCAGGUAUGGGCUAUGUAUUUUGGGGUGUUUUCAUUCCCAUUAAUGACUCAAAUUCUGCCCACACUUUUUGCUGUCAUACAACCCCAGAUCAUAACACUAACUGGGUGUUUCACGGUAGGUGUAAUGCAAGUAGGAUGUAAAUCUUCUCCGAUUCUCCUCCUCGCAUAUUUCAUGCCAUCACUACCAAGCAAGGAGAUUUUGGUCUCAUCACUCCAAAUAACACUGCCCCAUUGUUCCACUGUCCAGUUAACAUGAGCUUUAGCCCAGUUUAAUCUUUUCAACCUUUGUUUGAGAGAUAACAAUGGCUUUUUCCUUGGAAUUCUAGCAUUUAGAUCAUAUUCCUGCACUCUGUGCCGAACAAUCCUUGCACUCAACUUCACAUUACAUUGCGCCAUGUCAUCUUGUAUACACCCAGAUGAUUUUCUUCUGUCAUGUAGGCACAGUCUCUCAAUUCUUCUAUAUUCACUUGCUGUUGUGCACCUUUUCCUGCCUUUACUAGUCUGAUUUUGUAGUGACUGAGUCUCCUCAUACCUCUUCAGAAAUUUAGAAAUGCCAACUUUGGUUAAGUUUCCACCAAUUUUUCUUCUACUUUCUUCAUAACUGUAGCCUUGUUCACUUAGUAGUACUGUUUUACAUAGUACUUUCUGGGUGACCAGUCAAGUCUUUGCACCAUUCCUUUAAUUUUAUUAUGUUUUACAAGCUCAAUAAAUGAAAGAACAAAAAACCCCCAACCAACUUGAUAGCAAUCACAAAACACACUGACAAAUGUCCUUAUUUAUGUUGUAAUAUAUAAUCCUUCAUAAAAGUUAUUGCACUACAUUCUUCAUUAAAUUAUCUUUCCAUUGAUAUAUAAUUUUAUGAUAUUACUCCCAAAAAAGUGGUGUUAUGAGCCAUUAUUGCCAAAACAAGAUGACACCUGAUUGGCUCUCUAAACACUCCUUUUUCUGGUUAUUUGGCUAUAACUUUUGGUAGAAUACAGAAAUGGAACAAACUUCAUUGUAUUACAUUCUUCAUUAAAUUAUCUUUCCAUUGAUAUAUAAUUUUAUGGUAUUACUCAAAAAGAAAGUGGUGUUAAGGAGCCACCAGACUUUGAAAAUACACUUUCUCCAAAAGGUUUCUACAAUUUUGGCCACUAGUGUAGAAUGCUGCUGCCAGAGUUUUGACUGGUAUAGCUAAGAGAGAUCAUAUUGUUACAAAGGUUGCGUACCACCCCCAAUCUCUGCAAAGUUGUAGCAAGAUUCCAGAGGGUUCCUGGUGCUCACCCAGUGUUGUGUUUCUCUUGGGAGACCGAGGCACAGCGGAGACUACUGUCCUUAAAAAAUGUGGUUUAUUUUACACUUAUUUACACCUAAAGCCUUCAGUGGAGGGGGCAGAGAACAUUAUCCCCCAAGAGUGUCCCUGAUGGCGUCUUUCAAUAGCUUCAAGUGAGUUUGGGUCCAAAGCAGCAGCCAGUCAUGGCCCCCAGUCUCUCAGUGCAGCCUCCUCUUGUCAGCAUUGCAUGGAGUCCCCCCCCUCCUUGUUUCCAGAACACCUUGCCAAAAAAUACCUCCCCUUCCAUCUGUUUAUUCCCACUUUCUCCAGACCUCUGUUUCUUUAAAAAGGACACAUUUUUCCUUUGCUUCCUGUAACAUCCCCCUCCUAGUUCUGCUAUUUCUUCUGCUAACUAACACACAGCUGGGGGAAGGACAGCACCUGCAUGGUCAAUUGUUCUUUAAUGGCCCACCACGUAGUUUUCCUUGUGUUCUUAAUGAUAUCACUACCAGUGGUCUCCUGAACAGGAGAACUGAUUCAGCUUGUAUUUUAAAUCUAACAUCUUGCAUCUUCCCUUUAUUCUCCAAAAAUCAGCUAAAUUCUACCACAUUAUUUAUUUCUGACAUGCACUAACUAGCAGUUAUGGAUGCCCUUGCACCCCCAAACUCUUUUAACCCAGAUCUGUAACAAUAUUAUACCAAUUGUCAAAUAACUGCAUUAGCUGCUUAUUCACUUUCAAGCCCAAUUCAAGAGGCUUAAGUAUAUCCUUAAAGCCUUAAGCAGCUUGGUACCUGAACACCUGAAGGAGUAUCUAUCAGUCUGCUCAAACUUUAAGACCAGCGGACAGAUCUCUUCUUCACAUUCCUCUGUUGGGGAGGCUGAGCUUUCUCUGUGCCACCACCCUGUUUGUGGAAUUCCCCCUCCUUACAGAUAUGUCAGGGGCCAGUACUGUUGUCAUUUCAGUGUCAUGUGAAGAUAGACAUGUUUGCUCAGGCUUUUAGAUUUUUAAUAGGUGAGCAUUUUAUCCAUUAACAAAUUCUACAUCACAGAAUUCCUGGAAAGUCACAAAUGUUUAAAGUGGAGUCAUAGUUCUUUAAAUAUGUGGUGUGAAUGUGGUCCUAGUCUAGUCAUUUCACAGGGUUGCCAUUAGGACAGAAUAAGUGGGGGUGGGUGGGCUUAGGGAAUCAUGUACACUAACCUAAGUUCUUUGGAGGGAAGGUGAGUUAAAAUAUAUGGAUCCUGUCACUACCAUACUCUGCAUUUGUGGGUUGAUUCAAACAAGUAGAUGAGUAUCUCAGUCUUGAAAAGAAACUUGAAACAGUUACUACCUCACAAAUACUUCAUAUACCAACAUUUACCAAUCAUUGGUAAAAUCAACAUUCCAAUUUACUAAAGGUUCACUCUCAGGCUCUGUAAGUGACUGUUUCAAUAACUGGAACAACUAAUUACACCUUUAGCAUUCUUGGCACAUUUUGUACUCUGAAAUGCUUUCCAGAAAGUAAAUUAUUUGCUCUGGCCUUUUUGCAAACUAGUCAGCGUACAAUAUCCUCUCCAGUUUAUCUGCUUUGUAGUACUGCUCGAUAGUUUCAACCCUUGUCUAUCUGUUUUAUUGACAUUUGUUCAGUGAUUCUAUCCUCCCCUAGCCUCAAUUAUGAAUAUUUAUUUAGACUAGAUUAGUAUAAGUCAAAAUUCAUAGUUGCAGUUGAAUAACUAUUUAGGCUUUUAAGAAUAUUUGUUACAUCAAAUUAUACUCAUGGUUUAAUUAAUGACAUUUAAUGAAUUACUUUGCUUAGGGGGAAGAACAGAAUGAAAGGAAGUACUACUUCACCUAGCAUCACAUAAGUAACCCACAGGCUGUAUCAGUGGCUGUUCACUGCCUCCAGUAUCAGCCUUUGAAUACCCACUGAUGGAAAUCAAAAGUGGUGAGGGUGCUGUUGUGCAUAUGCCCUGCAGGGCUCCAAAUACGUCCCCAAAUGCAUAUUUGAGUAAAAAGUGAGUCCCAACUCUGAAAACAAUGAAGCUGUUGAGUUAGAUCAGUGGCUGCUUCCAGAUUUUGGAACUCAUUCCCAAGAGAAGUUAGACUGGCUUCCACCUUGCACUUCUGCUGGCAUGUGAAGACUUUCUUGUUCCAACAGACUUUUGGAACUGCUUUAAAUUAAAGAACUGGUGCCUGUUUUUAUUGUAAUUAUUUGUAUGGUUCUUGUUUUUAUCUAUAAGCUGCCUUGUGCCCCUGUCAGGGAAAAAAGCAGGGUAGUAGUUGUAGUAGUAGUAGUAAUAAUAAUAAUAAUAAUAAUAAUAAUAAUAAUAAUAAUAGGCUAUUUGAGGGGAAAGUGCUGAAGCAAAGUCUUGAGUGCAGAGUCCUGUGUGGAGCUGUCCAAAUGCUGAGGGUAGGUUCCUUAAUAGAGAUAUAGCAUGAUUAAAUUAGAGAUAUAGCAUGAUGCCAACUUGGCCACAUAGUAUUAUUUCUUGUAGCCUUUCUAGUUUUAUGAUCAUUUAUAUUUGCUUUCUGCUACCUCACCACUGGUUAAUCUUUAUCCAAAUAAAAAAAAUGAUGAACUUUUAGAAUAUGUUCAAGUAAAUUAACAUAGUUUUUAGCUAAUUAACUUAUUUUAAAUAGAACAGUUGAAACAAUAGGCACUGAACUAAGAUAAAUAGGUGUGCCUAUUUUUCUCUCCAAAGUAGCUAUAAUACUCGAAGUAUUGAAAGAUAUGGAUAUAAGAAUAUGUCCUUAAAUCUGUUUUAGCCAAAGUGUGCAGAAAAAUUCUUCAGUUUUGUAAAACAAAUUAAUCUACCGUAUUUUUCCCUCUAUAAGACGCACUUUUUCCCCUCCAAAGAGGGGAAAGACGCACUUUUCCCCCUCCAGAAAUGAAGGGGAAAUGUGUGUACGUCCUAUGGAGCGAAUGGAGAGCGAGAGGGGUCGGUGAGCACUGACCCCUCUCGCUCUCCAGGCUUCAGGGAUAGCCACCUGAAGCCUUUGGAGUGCAGUGGGAAGUCGGGCUGCACUCCAAAGGCUUCGGGUUCCUUUUGCUGAAGCCGGGAGAGCUGCGUCUUGAAGCACGACUGGCGGGGUCUGCGCACUUGCCCCGAGGCAGCUUGGCCGGCUGGGUGGGCUGAGGGAACUCUUCGGCUAUGCAGACGAAUUGCGGCAUUACCGCCUGGUAGCUCAAGCAGAUGCCCAUCAGCUCCGUGGGCUUGGUGGUGGCGGCAGCCAUCAAGCGGGGAAAAGAGAAAAGCAGCAAAAAAGGGAACAUCAAGAAAGAGCGCGCGCGCCAGAAAACCAGCACCCCGAAGAGCUCCUUGCGCUUGGGUCUUGCUUUGUGCUGCUGCUUAUUCUUCACUGCCUUGAGGCAUUUCUCUCUAAUGCGAGGGAGACCCGGACGAAAAAGGUGGGAAAGCCGCCGGAGGUGGGGCGAGAGGGUGGCUUCUGCUGCUUUGCAGCCACAAAAGUGAGCUGGGGAGGAGGGUAAAUCCUGCUGGUGGCGGCGACUGGCAGAAAGAUGCGCGCGCUCCGCUGGUGUCCUCAUGCCACGCUCUCUCUCUCGCCUGCCCACACAGGAGCAUGCUCAGAUGACAAGCAAUGCCAUUUAAAGGCGGUGAGGCCGCUUCCCUUCCACCUGACGACGACGUAGACGCGCGCUCCCACCACCCCUCUCCCUCGCUGCCAUGGGGGGAUUGCUCUUCCAAGGAACGGCGGAAAGCCCCGCCAGCACCCACCGCAGAAACGGCCGGGGGAGGGAGCGAGGGAACCUGAAAGGCGAGGCGGGGGGGGGGGGCAAGACGAGAGAAACGCCAAAACACGUCGCCCCUGCCCGCUGGGGGAGGGGGGUUCCUGGAGAAGAAGCGGCCCCUUUUUUGCAGGGGGAGGCGGCGAAGGCAGCCGGGAAAGCAGACGCGGAAUAGCCGCAAUGGGAUCUGCCGACUUUCUUUUUUUAAAACUUUGAAGCAGCCACAGGGGAAGCAUAGAAUCAUAGAAGUCUGACUUCGAUCAUAGAAUUGUAGAGUUGGAAGGGGUCCCAAAGGUCAUCUAGUCCAACCCACUGCAAUGCUAGGGGAUUUUAUUAGCAGCGUUAACGGGGGGGGGUUAAGUGCGUGAGUGUGGAUUUAAAUCCCGCUCCCCACAUGGUCUGUUUCCUUCCUCUUUGCAACCCCAAAUUCUGGCUGCUGUUAUCCCACCUGCACUGGGGAUGAUUUUCACACACAAACACGACUUAAGACGGCAAAAAGAUCAGUGCAGACAUACAUUGUGUCGCUUGCAAAGCAGCGCUUGGUUUUGUCAAGCCGAUUUGGAAGGAAGAUGUCUGGUUGGUCUGGGGCUCCGUCACUUCAGCCCCCCCUAACCCUAGCCUUGUGCUGCAAAACAGAUCCCCACAUCAAUUUUCUUGAUUUCCCCCCCUAAAAACUAGGUGCGCCCUAUGGUCCGGUGCACCCUAUGGAGUGAAAAAUACGGUAAAUACAAUUUUCAUCAUCUGUGUGUUUACUGUCAUAUUAAAUAUUGCCACGUUCAAGGAAUUGAAAGUAGAUCAGAAGCAUAGCAGGAGCAUAUAUAUUAUGCAGUCUGUCCUUCAUUGUUUCCAGGAACAUUUCCACAAAAAGUAAUAGCAUGGUCAAACAGUGUACACUUUGGGAUCACUUUGGCAGAACUUCGUUGGCAAGCUUAUCAUAAUAAAUAAAUAAAUUCAGGCACAACAGGCACACACAAUACAGUGUCUGAGACCUUUGGAGUAUAGGUCCCAUAUUAGUAGAUCAUAUACAUUAGAACCACUUCAUUUACAUUUAGUGCUUGUGUAGAAGGAUUCUUCAGUGCUUUUGACAAGUGUGGGGGGAAAUACGUAGUAAGUUAUUCUCAUAUAUUCAACCAGUACACAAUUAAAUACAAAUUUAAGUGCUUUCCAGCCCUGUUUAACUUUCAUGUUGCAGACAUUCAGGCUUAAAAUACAGUGGUACCUCGGUUUUCGAGCGUCUCCAUUGACAAACAUUUCAGUUUUCGGACAACAUAAACCCAGGAAUAAAUGCUUCCGUUUUUGAACGUGCCUCGGAAGUUGAACAUGAAACACGGCUUCCAUAUUGAGUUUUCCAUUUUGAGGCUUCCAUUUUGAGUUUUUGGUUUUCAAAUGUUUCAGAACUCAGAACUCCGGAAUAGAUAACGUUGGAAAAUUGAGGUACCACUGUAUUUUAAAUGUUUUGUCUGGUUUGUCUUCAGUUUGUAUGCUCUUUGAGGAUAAUAGACUAGGGAGCAAAGUAGCCUGGGUUUGUCAAAAUAAUACUGUCUUUAAGCAAUGUAAAUAUCUCUUACAAUAGAGUUAUGAGCCACAGUAAAAGAAAUAAAGAAAGGACACAUUACACACCAUAGCUUUUCUGCUAGAACAUAUUUGACACAGUUGCAUCAUCUGAAAAAUGUGAACUGGACCAGGGUUCUGAAAUGCAGACAGCAGCAUGGUUAACAACAUGUCAUCUUAUGUGGAAUAUGAUAUAUAUGAAAAAUGAUUGUUCUGUGAUCAUGCCCGCAGUCAUAGGUUAAGGUCAGUUUGAGAAUCACUGGGUUAUAUGAGGUUAAUAUGACAAGUACGCAACUGGCUACCAUCCCCUGACCCUAAACCCAUUACACAUUAGAAACUACCACGAGGAUUGAUGGGACUUGCCAGGAAAUGUGUGUAAAAUAAGCAUGUAAGGGGUAUUUACUAGUCAAGGAUAAUGAACAAUGGCCCUACAGUGAGGUAACAAGGAGAUCUGCUAACAAUGUAAUCCAUGCUGUUCAGCAGAAAAUCCAUAUAUUUGUUGAUAACCCAAAGCUUGAGCACAAACACCCAAGAAACAAAGAAAAUUCAGAGGGAGUGGAAAUUCAGUGUGUUUGAUUGGAAAAACCCCCAGAUAUAAUUAAAAGAACAAAAGCAAAGUUCUUAUGACUAUUAUACAUUUUUAUAUUGUUAUUUCCAGUAAUAUAAAGGGGAUGGCGCUUGUUUGUUUUUUCCUCUUGGGUGUUUUUCUACCCUUCAUCAGGGAGAGAUCAAUAUAGUUGGUUUUUCUUAGGGUCUUACCUGCUAGCCUUUUUAAAGAACUGGCGAGGAACUACCUUGAGACAAGUCCUCUAUGUCCUUGUUCACAUACCACAUUAACCAGAGCAUGAAAGAGCAGCAUGCUGCUGCUGGGGGACAAGCUGUUGUCUGACUGGUCAAGUAGAAGCCAAGGUUUGCUCUUGGCUUACUAUUUAUGGUUUGUUUGGAGAACACAAAUCAUUAGCCUGGGUUUGGACUACAUGACAAGCCAGACCAUGGCUUUUUCCCUAGCAGCAGUAGUGGGGAAGGAGUGAAGCACCUGUCAGCACACAAGAAGGUAAGUGUUUGCUGGAUCAAAGCAAAGACUCAUCUAGUCCAGCAUCCUGUUUUUGAAGAGGCUAAGCAGAUGCCCAUUAUGAGAAACCCACAAACAGGUCUUACCUCUCCUGAGGUUUCUAGCAACUGGUAUUCAGAAAUAUUGCUGCCUCUGACCGUGCAAAUAGGACAUAGCCAUUGUCCAGCACCCUGUUCUCACGGUGGACAACCAGAUGCCCCAAUGGAAAGCCACAAGCAGGACCCAAGUGAAAGAACUCUCUCCCCUCUUGUGGUUUAUAUGCACUGUGGUUUAAUGAGAUGCGCAAACCAGACCUGGGAGUCAAAAUCCCUAGCCUGGGUUUUGUAUAUAGAUCAUAGCAAGUACAAGAGCAUGAAAAUAUGCUCUGAAGAAAUGAGUUAUUUAAAAAAAUUAAAUUCACAUGGUAUAAGAGGAAGGAAAGAUUAAGUUGGAAGAUUAAGUUCUGGAAGUUGGCCUUCCAGAACACAAAAGAACACAAGCCUGGUGGAAAUACAAGUGAAAGAAGGGGAAGGUUCAUUGCCAUUUAGCAUUUUAAAUAGUUAGACACAUUUUAUUUUACACCCGCUCCCCAGUCAGUAGUCUUCAUAUAUUCUUUUGUUCCUUUCCAGAAGCAAAUGGUCUUUAAGUGUGCUAGGAUGUGCACAUGAAAUGCUUGGAGUAUUAUCUGUUCAUGGACUUUGUGCUCUUGUGUACCAGAGUCUCUUUUAUCCUUUUCAGAUUCCACCAAUAUUAAAUCAACUCCCAUGGCAAAGUUCAGGGAGAUCCUCUUCAAGACAACUAUUGGAUGCUGCAAAGGUAGGAUUGAGCUCUUCUGUUAGUGAAGAAAAAACAACAACCUGCCUAGACCAUCUUCUGAUGUAUGCCAUACAUUUUGCUUAAUCUGCAUAACUUUUAUCUUAUAACUUAAGAAGAAGAAUCCUAUUCACUGGUUAGGGACUGUUCUUCUUUCAUUCUGCACGUGCACCAUGAACAUUAUAUUAAUAAUAGGUGCCAAAAAGUAUUCACUGGGGAAAAUAUUCCUUAAACAGGCACCACAACUGAGAAGUCCCUGCCUCCACCCAUCUCACCUCAGGCAGCUGAGACAACCAAAUAAGAGCUUCUGAGCAUAACUCAUGUAAAUGGGCAGGCUAAUGUUGAAAUGGGCAAUCCUUCAGUUAUCCAGGUCCCAUACCACUAGCCCAUGAGUAGGCAAACCAAGGCCCGGGGGCCAGAUCCGGCCCAAUUGCCUUCUAAAUCCGGCCUACAGACGGUCUGGGAACCGGUGUGUUUUUACAUUAGUAGAAUGUGUCCUUUUAUUUAAAAGGCAUCUCUGGAUUAUUUGUGGGGCCUGCCUACUGUUUUUACAUGAGUAGAAUGUGUGCUUUUAUUUAAAAUGCACCUCUGCAUUUUUUGUGGGGCAUAGGAAUUCAUUCAUUUCCCCCCCCCCCCAAAGAAAAUAUAGUCCGGCCCCCCACAAGGUCUGAGGGACAGUGGACCAGCCCCUUGCUGAAAAAGUUUGCUGACCCCUGCACUAGCCCUUCCAUUUGUGAUUGGAAAUAGGCUAGGAUCUUAUGGAGGAAUUUUGGCAAGGCAUGUUCCCACUCACUGUCACAGCCUUGGUUUACAACCAUAAUCCACUCCAGAGGUCUGUUUGUAAACCAAAACAGGUUGUAACCCAAGGCGUGCUUUCGCCAAUGAGGCCUCCCAAAAAAAUUUGUUCAUAAUAAAAAAAAAAUGGGUUGUAAUCCAAAAAAAAAGGUUGCAAACUGGGACACGCACUUCCGGGUUUGAUGUGUUUGUAAUCCAAAAUGUAUGCAAACCAAGGUACCACUCUAUUUUGAACUAACUGAAAUUUCAAAUAGUCUUCAAAGGCAGUCCCAUGUAGUGUAAAUUACAGUAGUCUAACCUGGAGCAUUACCAGAGUUUGAGUAACUGGCUAACCUGUUUCUGUCUAGGAAGGGCUGCAGUUUACGUAAGAGUCCUAACUGGUGAAAGCUUACUACAUGCCAUAGAGGCCAUAUGGGCCUCCAGGAAUGUUAUUGGAUUUUAUAAACAUCCACAAGCUUCAGGGGAAGUGCAGUUUCAACUAGACAAACCACCCAGCAGCAGUACUUUUGUCUUUAUCUGGAUUGAGUACCAAUUUUAUUGGUCCUUGUCUAGUUCAUUAUUUAUGCUAGUAUAUUGUACAUGAUAUUGGGACGCGGGUGGUGCUGUGGGUAAAACCUCAGUGCCUAGGGCUUGCCGAUCAUAUGGUCGACAGUUCAAAUCCCCGCGGCGGGGUGAGCUCCCAUCCUUUGGUCCCAGCUCCUGCCCACCUAGCAGUUCGAAAGCACCCUUAAGUGCAAGUAGAUAAAUAGGUACCGUUUUAUAGCGGGAAGGUAAACGGCAUUUCCGUGUGCUGCGCUGGUGCCGGCUUGCUAGAGCAGCUUCGUCACGCUGGCCACGUGACCCGGAAGUGUCUCUGGACAGCGCUGGCCCCCGGCCUCUUAAGUGAGAUGGGCACACAACCCUAGAGUCGGACACGACUGGCCCGUACGGGCAGGGGUACCUUUACCUUUACCUUUAUUGUACAUGAUCCCAAUAUAUUAUACAGUCAGUAAUACAAUUAUGCAUAUCUAUGGUGCUACCCUAUCUGGAAUACAGUGUAUAGUUCUUUUCGUCUCACCUCAAAAAGGAUACCAUAGAGAUGGAAAAGGCUCAAUAAAGGGCAACAAACAUGAUCAAGGAAAUUGAACAACACCCUGUGAGGAGGGGUUGCAGCAUUUGGGUCUUUAUGGUUUAGAGAAAAAACAGAUUAGAAGUGACAUGACAGAAGUUUAUAAAAUUAUGCAUGUCACAGAGAAACUGGAUAAAGGAAAGCUUUUCUCCCUCUUUCAUGACACUAGCGUUUGUGGACAUCCAAUGAAGCUGAAUGUUGGAAGAUUCAUAACAGAUAAAAGGAAGUACUUCAUACAGCACAUAGUUAAAACUAUGGAACACAAACCAACAGGAGGCAGUUAUGGCCACCAACUGGAUAGCUUUAAAAAAAGAAUUAGACAAAUUCAUGGAGGACAGGGCUAUCAGUGGCUACUAGCCACAACAACUAUGUUCUACCUCCACUGUCAGAGGCAGUAUGCCUCUGAAUACCAGUUGCUGGGUAUCACAGGUGGGCAGAGGACUGUUGCCCAAAUAGCACCACCAUGAUUGGAUGAUGCCUGCUUUGCAGGGUGUUGAACUAGAUGAAUCUUUUGGGUCAUUUCCAACUCUGCAAUUCUAUGAUUCUACCCCAAGCUGAGAGUACAUAUUAUACCUAAGCUUUAGAGAGUCUAGCAGUUCCCAAACUACCCUGAACUUUCCUUAAAUCCAAAAGGCUUUCUUUCCAAAAUCUAUCAACUGAUACUAACCAUGCCCACCACUAGUGUUCCUUUUUAUGUGUUUGCCCAGGACACUGACCCAGGAAACAGAUAAGUGGAACAGAAUUUGAAAUUCCCCAUGCAAGAUGACAAGCACCAUCAAAUUGCUUAAAUUGCAAAACAAUGAAAAAUUCUGAGAAAUGUGGACAGCUCUGCAUCUCUUUCCACAUCUUGUAUAAAUGUCCAGUGGCACAAACUUUUAUGGCAACCAGAUAUUUUCCAAAUGUGGAACAACACCGGGCUGCCCAUAAACAAUGAUCUCAAAGUAUUCUUAAUGCAGGCCUCUGUCACUCGCUGUCAGCACAAGUAACUCCUGUUCUGUCUACUUUCGUUAGUCAAGAUCAUAUGGGCAAAUAGUUGGAAGCAUAACCUUCUUCCCUACAUGCAGGGAUUGGAUGAAGAUAGUUUUGAGAGAGAUUGUGGUGGCUCAUAAAGAGGCUUGCCAGGCAAGCUCUACUAAAGUUGAAGCAAACCAAUGAGCAUUUCUUGCUCUCGUUCUCUUUCUUUUUUACAUUGAUUAUUCAGAGAAGAAACAUAUGAUUAAAAUUCUAAUGUAUUUUUGUGGUCAAAAUUCAGUUUGUUCUGAAAUGCAUUUACAUACCUCCACUUUGUCAUAUUGUCCUUCAAGCCUGAGCUGUCGACUAAAACAAAUGGAGUAAUGUUUGGUCUUGUGUCUUGCUUCCACAUGAAACAAUAUAUAGAGGAGUUACAAUCUAAUGCUUCAUUUUACCUACUUCACAAAGUAAAAAAAACAAAAAAUCCUUUUAAAAUGAAAUGAUGGAAGAAAUAGCAUGUUGUAAAUGGUAGCUACUUAUCUAAACUUACUGGUAGCCUUUAAUAUUGGGGUCUCAUAGCUACAUUAUAGGGAUGCUCAUUUUCUGAGCAUUUUUAAAUCUACAAAUGUUUCUUCUGUUUCUACAUGAUCCUGGCAUUUUCAUACUGCUGCUAAACACCAUGAGACACCAUCAGGGCUGUGCCAUUGAGACUGUCCUCUCCCCUCUCAGGGGGACACACCAUUCUGCCCUGUGAGAAGGAAAGAGGCAGGCUGGGAGAGGGAGUUGUUUGUGUGUGUUUGGGCUUGCUUCAGAGUGAGUGGGAAAGUUGUAAAUUGUAGAAUUGCAAAGCACCUAGAGUGCCUUGGCAAAAUGACAGUAUAUAAAUUCAAUAAAUAAUAAAGCCUUCUAAUAAUAUUACUACUACUAUCAAGUGUUUACAGUACCUACAUGGAACAAAUACCCUGGAACACAGAUUUGCAGCCCAAAUUGGACCAUAGAACAUGGAUUUUAGAAUUUGAGAUGUAUUUCCCACCCCACCCCCAAUCCCAAGAAUUACAGUUGGGAGUGGUUUUAAAGAAGUACAAAUAGUGAAAUGCAUAUUUAAAGCUUUCAAAAAGCAUUAACUCAGCCUAGGUUUGAUAUAUCCACAUAUUAUGUGGUCUGGGAUCUCUGACUGAAUAUUUAUUCAAGACACGUUGCUAUAUUUUCCUUUAUAGUGUUUCUUUCACUAUAACCACCUAGGUCCCUUCUUCAAAGCAGAAUCAAUGAUGUUUUCUGCAAUGAAAUGCUGUGAAUUAAUGUUUUCUAGAGCACUUGUAAGCAUUUCUUAAGGUCUGUAUAAGUGCUUUACAUGGUUGUUACGAUGCUUGCCAAAUUGCUCUUGCUGUUCUGGCAUAAUAGAGAUGUUAAGCAUUUUGUUUAAAGCCUAGUUGCACCUUGAAAAAGGAGAUUCUAAAUGUAGCAUUUCUCUCUUUACUUGAAAAUGGAAGACCUGGAGUAAAAAACUCUGUGAUACUAGUUCAUCAAGCUUCAGUUAUGAUACAUUUUUAGAGUUUGUAGUUCUGAAAUUUAUUUUCUUUGGAAAGCUGCAGUGGUCUUUGGUCAAAAGCAAUAAAACUAUAGUAUUAAUUUUCACCAAAUGGAGUUCAGGGUAUUUCUUUCAGAGGAUACUUGGUUCUCUGAAGAAUGCUGCUGCUGCUCAGAAUAAUUCCUAUAUUAUUUCAUAGGGCUUUUAUUAUAUUUAUAUUUUAGGUGCUGUUUGGAUUAUUACUAUUCCUUUCCUCUGUUUUUAAUUAUACUACUUAAGAUCUGAAACAUUUGUAAGCAGCCUUGAGGUUAAACACCUCAUGGGUGUUCAAAUAAAAUACAUGCGAGUAAUUGCUUUAUGUGUUGAUGUACUACAAUGGUGGGAAAUCUCAGGCCAAGGGGGACAAAAUACAGCCCUCCAUCCCUUUCUGUUUGAUCCUUGGCACACUCUCCAGGCCACCUCCCUCCUUAGCCACACACGCGCGCACACACACACACACACACACACACACACACUGCACCAACUAUGCUUCAUAUUCCCUUCUUGAUUUUUUUGGGGUGGGGGCAUGACUGCAAUGUGUCCUUGAACUUUGAUAAUGCCCUUGUAUUUGAUAAUGCUUGUUGCUUGUCUUGAUGGAGGGUAGAUAGGUCAUGUGUGUGAAGAAACUAGGCUACUGUACAAAGGAGAAAUUUAGAUUUGUUUCUCUGCUCACUUUUCCUCUGGCUCCUCCUGUCACUGGCGUAUGGCCCCAGAAAUUUGCCUAGAAAGAAUUGUGGCCCCCACCCCAAUCUGCAAACAGGUUUCAUGCUUGCUGCAAAAUGGAAAUGUUUUCUACAAGGGAAAUACUUAAUGUAUAAAGCAGCUAUAAGCAAAUAUGUUUAGGCUAGUUCUAAUACCCUGUCCUCCUGGGUUGUCAUGUGCUUCACCAGCCAAGCCUCUUUGAUGCAAUAGAAGCUAAAUAAAGCUCAACUUAAGUUACUAGUUGAACUCAUUGAACAGUUAGUCUGCAAUCUGUUUCAUCAUGAUUUUUAAAAAAAUGGUUGAAGUCAUUGUUCAGUGUAUUCUUCCUCACACAGAAUCUUCAAGGGUGGUCUCAGACUGAUAAAAGAACAUGCUGGCAUGGACAUGCAGGUGGAGGACUCCAUUCAGAUCCAAAGGAAGGGGUAAAUAUUGCUCAGCCCAUUUGUUUCUGUAUAACUCCACAGUAUAGCACACCUUUUAACUUUUGUUGGAGAACAGAAAACUUCUGGCAGUUUCUCAAAAUGUUCCAUCAAGUUUAUUUGCUAAACCACUCUUACCAUAAAUAAUUUUAAGCUUAGUCAGUAGAGCAUGAAACUUUUAAUCUCAGGGUUGUGGGUUUGAGGCCCACAUUGGGCAAAAGAUUCCUGCAUUGCAGGGAGUUGGACUAGAUGACCCUUGUGGUCCCUUCCAGAUCUACAGUUCCAUAAUUCUAUGAUGAGGUGCUUCAGACCCUUUCCCAAAAAUGUGACGGUUCCACCCUCUGCUUGGUGGGUCGUGCCAUUUUGACUAUGUAAACAUCAACAUUCCUCUUCCACUUUCCUUGCAUCCUCAGCUAUAUCAGAGCACUCCUGGUCCUCAGGGACAUGGGGUUUUUUUUUAAUUUGUAAUAUUUAUUUCUGCUUGACAGUAUACCUUCCAGGCAGCUAACUCGUCUGGUCCUUAUGUAAUGUUAAGCUAUGGUUUCUUUAGCUAUAGUGUGAUUUGCUUGAACAUCCAAACUUAGCCCAGCAGCCUAACAAUAGUUUGUUACCUGGCAACAAACCAUGAUGUGAAGCCACAAUUUGGACACAAGAAUGCAUGAAAUAAAGCAUAACUCUGGUUAAAAGGUUGUUUUGUGUGGAAGCCACUUGUAACAGAUUCAUGUAUCUUUUAACUGUUUUUACACUUGCAUUUAAUUUAUUUCUGCUUCUGUAUUCUGAUUAAUCUGGACCUUUGCUGUAAAUAAUUUUUUUGCACCUUCUUUUCCUUGAUCUUCCCUUUGCCCUUUUUAAUAGUUCAUGGCAAUCCACUUGCUGCUUUGCAACUGCUUUCUGUGUUUUCUGUUGCUUUGUAACCAGUCAGGUUCAAUUCCUUGGGUUUGUCACUGUUGUUUCCUCCUGGUUCUUUCAAACAGCAUUCCUUUGUGACGAACCAGUAGCAAUAUCUAAUUUGAACAAGUAGCUGUCGUAUUAACUGGACGUUUCCAUUUCCUGCCAAACCAUUAAUGGUGCUCAAACAUCUCUUCUCCCUGCUUUAAAAUGUGACGUUGUGUCUACCUAAAAGGGAAGGAUUUCUGUGUAUGCUAUUGCUCUUCUCUUUAGAGUGAGGGAUAAGCAGAAAAUUAUUUUUUACCAACUUGAGGCUUAUAAGUUGUCAACAGAGAAUAUGUAUCCUCUGAAGGAUGUGUGAAAGGUACUUAUAACGGGUUCUGCUCUCAAAUACUUUAGAUUGUCAACAAUUUUAAGUGUAUCUUAACACUUGGUGGGGACAGGGUGGGUUAUGGGAGAAAACAGCAACAGAAAAGGAAUCUGAAUUAUUUUUUGCUUCUAUGCAUUUUAUUCAUUUACUUUAAUAAUGUCACAGUCUUGAAUGCAACUUGGCAGUAUUAUAUCAAAAGUAAGAUUCCCCCCCCCUUGAUAUUGAAGAAAGAAAUCACUGAGAGAAUACAUACAAAUAACAUUUACACACUCAAAAAUCACAUAUUCCUAAGCACUGCACUUUGAAACCAUGUGAUAUCCAGUUCAACCAAAAAAGCAGAUAGCGCACAAAAGAAGCACAAGUGCAACAUCCAACAUUGCCCUAAUUUUUUACUGAAAUGAAGAGAGAAUAAUGCAAGUGGGGCAUGGCUGAUUAGAUGUUUUUGCUAGCUAUGAUCAUCCCAUCACUGGCUUGAUGUAGGUAUAACGUUGCCCACUGGGGAGCCCUCCAUAGGCUUGUGUGCUUCUCUUCUGCCUGAAUUCUCACCCAGGUGUUCUCCAUCUCUUUUUGCUUUGGUGAGGGUUGCCUCUGCACAACUAUAGUAAAUCCAAGGUUCAGUUUGGAAAUCUGAUUGUGGUUUCUAGCUAUGAUUUGGUAGUAGUACAGACAUAACCUGCCCAGAGGUUCAUCUGGAUAGUCUGGCUUUUAACUGCUGUCUUUGGACCAGUCCAGCUGUAUUCUGUCAGGGAUUAUUUAGCUGGGACAUUUGCAGUGCAGAUGGUCGGACUACAUGUCCCUUGAAGACCAUUCUAACGCUACAGUUCUAUGAUCUAUAAUGCUAGCUGGCCAGUAACACUGAUUAAGAGAUCAGGAUUAGGUUACAUGCCUGACAGUGGCAGAGGAAGGGGGAUGCGGUGAGUGCAGGCCACCCCAGGUGUCAUCACUGAGGGGGAGGUGACAAAAAUAGGACUUAAUUUUUUUUAAAAAAAAUUGGGCUCAUGAAACUUUUUAGUUCUGUCAAGAAACGUAACAAAAUGUGGCUGGCACUGGCCGCCACACUGCGGGGGCUGGCACUUACCCUGGGGCCUGCAGUGUGCCCGAGCCAUGCGUCUCUCCUGGGACUGAUGUGGUGGCUUGGGUGCCUGUAGGCUCCUGCAGCAGCAUGGGACUUGUGUCUGCCCUCCGCCUCUCCCUCAGCCACCCUACAGCUGAGGGGGAGACAACGGAGAGGCUCCACGCAGCUUGCCCUGCCCCGGCUGCAGGAUGUGUGCGCUGCACCCGGCACCCAAGCAGCUAGCUACACCACUGAUGCCUGAUCCUCAUCUCCCAAAUUGUUUCUGAUCCUUGAUUUUAAUGUCUAAAUAAUAAUUUUUUGUUUAUACAAACCUGGAGCAUUUGAAUACUAGCUUUCAGAACCCAGGAUUAAUCCUAGAUUCUAAAAGUUAGUUUUUGAAUGCCCCCUACUUUAUGUGCAAUAUGAGGGAGUAGCAUAUGAUCCUGCAGCCUGAUCACUAAAGCCUGGUUACUGGGCAGCUAGUGUUACAUCUGUACAGAUCCCUACUUCUCAUUGUUGCUGUAGGAUUAUGAUUUUAUGGUGAAGGAAUAUAUAUAGCAAGGUUUUGAAAUGAUGCACAAUUUUAUGACGUAUAGCAUUAGCUUGGGAAUACAAAUAGAAAGUUGUUUUUGGCUUUUAUACUUCAACAUAAAAAAAUCUUGGCUAUCUUUCAAAUUUACCUGGCUUUAGAAAGGCUCAUAAAAUAAGAAAUGAGCUGUGAUUGAUUGGUUUGAGCUUUAAAAUAUGGAAUAACACAGAAGCUAUACUAUAGCGCUUCAGUUGGCUGUUAAACAGCCUCAUAAUGCAUGAUUACCCAACUUCAGCGCUAUUCUGCUAAAAAGGAGUGGUGACAUUUUGCACACUAUUAAGCCAUCUAGAACAAUUUUCUUGGUCUUAAGUGUGACAUUCCUGUAUACCCCUUGAAAGAAUUCCCGGCUAUUCUGAAUAUCCAUUUGAAGAAGGAAAGUAUAUCUCUGGGUUGAGAUUUUGCAACCAUCAUUUGAUUUGUCUUCUGCAACAUAAUGUUUUCUCUCUUCAGAUGAAAGAAUUACAAGGUGGAAAAAUAAUCAAAGCAAUGCUUUCCUACGUGUGGCCCAAAGAUAGACCUGACCUACGUGCCAGAGUUGCCAUAUCACUAGGAUUUUUAGCAGGUGCAAAGGUAAGAGCUUUUUCAUCAAUUUGAAACAGGGUGCAAAGCCUUUACAAUAAGUGCAGAAACCGGGAAAGAAAGAAAGACUGGCUUAAAUCAGUUCAUUUGGAUUUUGUGAGCAAUUUUAAAAACGCUUUUAAAGAACUCUUAAAUGUCUCAGCCGCUGUAUCCUAAAAAGGUAGCAUUUUCUGACAUUUCAUCAUAGUCUUUGUGACAGGCCUUGAGUGCCUGCAGUACUUUUCCAUUAAUGGGCUAAAUACUUCUGAUGAAGAUGUUGAAGGCUUGAGCUCAUGUUACACUUACAGACGCCUUACCAUUGUAAAGCAAGACUGGAUGCUCCAUCCCUCCUGCUUCUGCAUUCUGGUGCACAAACUUUGCCUGCCUUCGCUGCAGUUUAGCGAACUACGGUUGGCCUCAACUGGGAUCAUUGUUGAUCAAGGCAGGGGUAGCACCUGGUGUAAGGAUGUGUGUAAUUCUGUGGCCUUUUUGGAGUUAUUUAACUGGAUGGACAUGUAGGGACUGCUUUUUAUGGUAAGCUGUUCACCUGGAACUGAAAGUCAUCGCUUCCCUGGGCAAUUACAAUCCCCCAUUUGCAUGAGUUUAUGGUGGCACAGUGAAUAUGUAACUUCUCUGCAUAUUGGUGUACUCUGAACAAAUCAAUUGAGAUGUUGAUAUCAUCUGUGUUUUCCAAGUGAAAGCAGUCUUCAGAUAGAUCUUUUUGUUGGCAUUUUUGACAUCUAUUGAAGACCAUCUUUUGCUAUAGAGCUUUCCUUCACACUGGCUAUCACUAACUGACAUUGAAGCUAGAUUUCAGGAUUGCAUAUUAAUCUUGGUGGUAUUUAGUAAAUCUUAUUGUAAUGAUCCAUAGGAUAAAUGUCGGUUCACUCUACCAUAACCCCUUUGCCAGUGGAAAUAUAGAAAUAAAUAAAAUAUGCCAGAAUAAUGUAGAUAUAUGGUGAUCUACAUUUUGAGGGAACAGUUGUAUUCAGUGGCUGUCCUGCAAGAAUUAAGAGCAGGCAUUUUCUCCCCCUCUUCAUAUUCAGAUUUUUUUGCCUAAGGGACUACUUAUGAGCCCACCAGUUACAACUUUGCAUUCAAAUCCAGUGGCUCAAGAUUGUACAUGGGGCAGCUUUGAUUCAAGAUGCAGAAAUGGAUUUGUAGUUGUGUUAAAUUCCCUGUCACACGGAGGAAAGCCUAUGUUAGUGAAAAAUAACCUUCAGUCUAAACCAGGUUGAAUCAAGCACCCUCUUAUCUACAUUCAGCAGGUUUGCUUUGCUAGGAAAGAAGGGAGGAGGCUGCAAGGAGGAGACACAGAGAUGAUUAAAAGAGAGCACUUGUAAGACACACUUGUUUCAAUUUUAUUUUAGCUGAACAGGAGUGGAGCAGGCAGCAUUUUUGUUCUCAGUAUGUUUAGCAUGAUAGCUGCCUGCCUUCAAGGCUAGUUUUGUGUGGCUCUUCUUCAGAUAUUUUGGUUAAGAUUCAAAGAGCACUUUGGCUCAUGCAAAAAGGGCCCCUUCUAGCCCAGUAAAAUUUUAAAAAAUAUUAUUAUUUUAUUUAAAAGCUUGAUAGUUUUGCCUUUCCAUUUGCACAAAUCUGCUCAAGGCAGCUCACAACAAAAUAAGUAACACCUCAACAAAAGAAUAUGGUAAGCUAAUAUGGUACAGCAAUAAAAUAAAAUAAAAUAAAAUAAAAUAAAAUAAAAUAAAAUAAAAAACUGGUGGUUCAACAAAAUGACUUCCACAGAGCCAAACCCACUGAAAAAGGAAAGUUUUUGAAAGGCAGCAGAAAACCAUUGGAGAGGAGGCAAGGUGAGCCUUUCUAGGUAGGGAGGUCCGUAGCACAGGCAUGGUCACAAAAAAGGGCUCUCACUCCUGUUCCUACCACCUUCUAACACACCAUGCAGAAAAGCCUCUUUAGUAACUCAUAAUGAACAGGCAGGUUUAUUAUUACUAUUACUGUUACUAUUACUAUUACUACUACUACUAUUACUAUUACAUCUGCCCUUCAGCCAAAGUUCCCAGCAUGGGUUAUAACAGUUACAACAAUAAAAACAGUUGUAGGAGAUAGUCCAUUAGGUAUUCCUAGGUCUAAGUUGUUUAGGGCUUUAAAAGUAAUAGUCAUCACUUUUGAAUUGUAUUUAGAAACUGACAGGAAAAGCAAUAAUCCAAUGAAGUUUGAACUAAGGCAUGUGUCAUCAUGGUCUUUCUAGAAACAAGUGUAACUGGCACAACUGUCUAGACCUGACAUAAGCAUCCAGAGCAAACUCUGGACUCUCUCAGUGGUUUCAUGAAAAUAUUAAAUGGCACAGGUGACAAGAUGGGAUCCUUGUGGAGGACCAUAUUCCAAAAGUGCCAAAUAAUAAUUCCUUCACACCAUCUUCCCACUCUUUCCCACUAUCCUUUUGCCUCUUACGUUGACUGUAAACCUUUUGCAAAGUGUGUUCAUUCUACUUAAUAGUGCUUAUUGGCAUUCAAGAAAUGUUUCAGUUAUUGCAUUAAUUUCUCCAAGGAGCACAAGGUGGCGUACAUAGUUCUCUUCCUCCCCCUUGUAUCCUCACAAGAACCCUAUGAGGUAGGUUAGGGCUGAGAGACUGUGACUGGCCCAAAGUCACCCAGUGGGUUUCAUGGCUGAACAGGGAUUGAUUGCUGUAAUACCAAAUGCCUUGCUAGAAUAAUAUAAAUACUCAUAUUAUUCAGACACACCAUCCAGCUUGGUCCUGGCAAAUUCUUCAAAUAAAUUUGGAAUUAAAUUGGAUCUUGUUGCAGAUUGAUGUAUGGUUAAUAUUGUAUAGAACAUCUGCUUCUGAGAAUUCAAGCAAUGUUCCUUCCACAUUGCUGCAUUCCUGUUUCUUUCCCCCCAACUGACCUGUUCCUUAGAACAUGCUGAUUUAAAACAAUUUUUAAGGGUUUCUAUUGCAAUAAUAGGACAGGACUUUUCAACAUGAACUGAUGUAGCACAAUUUUCUUGGGAUUGGUUUUUUACAUGAUUGGCAAGUUUGUAUAAUCAGACCUCCCCCCCCCCUUUUUUUUUUUUACCUACCCAAUUGUACACACCCACCCCAGACUACUUGGAGAGGGCCCUUAUCACUUCUGUAGUAAAGAGGCUUCUCUAAAAUGGGAUGGGGGGGAGACAUAUCAGUUUAUUCUUCAUUUUUUUAAAAAUUAAAAGAUCACCAUGUGCUCCAGUGCUGGUGUGCAGAACUUCCAUCUUGAAAAAGAAAUCCCCUUCAUCAGAGUGUGUGCUGCUAGGAUUGGAGUGGGCUGCUUUUCCUUAGGGCUAGGAGGAUGUGGGGAUCUAUUUCAUCAGGAUAAGGAUUUAGGGACUAUCCACUAAGCCUUUUUAAUUAAAAUAUUACUAUGUGCUUAAAUACCAGUAUACAGUGCUUUUGAACAAGGAAUAAAAACUUCAUUGGAGUAGCAACAGCCAUGGAUAUAAUGGCAGGGGGAAAGGGAUGGGCAGGUGGUGUACGCUUUGUGUGGGUGUUCGGUAAUGAGAUUUCCACAGUUCUACCAUGACAUUUGCCAUAUAUAAAAAUGGAUGUGUUGUGGUUGUCGGGAAGUCCCCAAGAGGUACAAUUUUAGACAUUUAUCUAUAAGCUGUCAUGUCCCCAAAAUUCUAUUCUGAUUCCUGACAAUAGUGACAGCCCAAUUCACAGUAUAGGUAACACUUGGAAAGCAGAGAUGACACUGGUAGUCUAAAUUGGUUUAAGCCCUUCAUUUUAGCUGAGUUAUGGAUCAAUGUCUAUGUAUCCAUAGUUGUUGGCACCCGCCUGUCUCAGCAGACAGAGGAGUGUACCUUUGAGGGUAAAGUCAAGCUGUUAGAAGGCUGUAGAGAUUGAUACAGGAGAGGCAUGUUUUGUUGCAGCUGGGGCAAAUGAAGGCGUAUAAUUGUGCUGCUGCAGAUGCACCAUGGCAUUUCUUCUGUCUGUGCCUCUCAGCGGUCAUUCCUCCUCUGAUCACUGCAAUGGAUACUCUACACAACUCUGUUGUCUCCAGGCUGUCUCCUGACAUCCUGCCUAGUUUCUCAUAGAACUGGUCCGUGGUUUGUAUGCCAGAGCACAUAGUUGGAGCAUAGAUGCUCUAGAUGUUAGCGAACCAGAGGUAGUUGAGAGGUGGAGGGAAAGCAAGCAUUCUGAGCCCUCCAUCAGUGGUUCUAUCACAGACAGAAGGGAGUUCCUUACUGCAAAGCCUACACCAUUAAUACAUGAUUCUUUUGGAUGCCCUCACCAGAAAUGGUGUAGUUUUUCUCUCAGAGGCUGCCAUUCAAACACCUCUGGUCUUCUGUGGAACACCAAUGUCAGUGCUUAGCGUUUUCAACUCAUGGUCAAUGAUAGCCAUCUUCUGUGAGUCAUUGACCUGCAGCAGAUCAGUGGACAAGCCAGGACAUAGCGCCCUGAUGCUCCAGCUUGCUAGGUGCAAGAGGGUUUCUUUCUUUUCUUUUUUGCCUGGUGCAACUUUAUUCUUAUUCUUAUAGUGACAGCCUAAUUCACAGUAUAGUUAAGACUGCAGCACUUGGAAUUAAGCAGAGAUGACACUGGUAGUCUAAAUUGGCUUAAGCCCUUCAUUUUAACUGAGUUGUGGAUCAAGCUGUAUGUAUCCAUAGCAGCUGGAUUAAAUUUGUGGGUUUGAUGAGCUGCUGUCACCUCCUGUCACAUUUGCAGUCACUUUUGGCCUUUUACUCUUGGGCUGAACAUCCAUUACUUAUGAAUCAGGCAUAUCUUUCACAGUCUCUAUGUUGCUGCUGACUGUUAAUAUUGUACAUUCAGAAGGGGAACUGGCUGUGCAAAACAUGCAUGUGUAAAGCCAUGGGAACUUAAAAUGGAUGAUCCACCUGCUUUGUGAGUACCUCUUACCUGUCUAAGCAACAAGGUAUAUGUCAAUGUGGUAUCAGCCAUAUGAACCCUUGGGGUCUACUAGCUUCUCCCCCCACACCUCCCCACACCCUAUUAGGACUAGAUUCCAAUAAAAAAACAACAACUCUGCUUAUCUCCUACUUCCCACCCAUCUAGCUGUCUUUAGUAGUAGUGAUCUAACAGCAAUUUGUACUACAACUCCUAGACAUGCCCAGCUCCUGGUAAAGUGGUACCUCUAGUUACGAACUUAAUUCGUUCCGGAGGUCCGUUCUUAACCUGAAACUGUUCUUAACUAGAGGCGUGCUGUUGCUAAUGGGGCCUCUUCCUACCGCUGUGCCUCUGGCACACAAUUUCUGUUCUCAUCCUGGGGCAAAGUUCUCAACUCGAGGUAACUUCCAGGUUAGCAGCGUUUGUAACCUGAGGCGUUUGUAACUCGAGGUACCACUGUACUUGCAUUUGCACAGUUGUUACACUUUCAACCUGCCCCAUCCUUUAAGGAGCUCAGAGUAAUCUCUUAUGUUGCCACAGCUGGUGCAGAAGUAGUCCUCUGGGUUCAUGUAUUCCAGCCUCUUCUUUCUCUUCUCCCUACACCAAGCCUUGUAAUGUCCUUAUACUUCCUAGCCCUAGUUAACAGCAAGUCCCUGUUUGCCUUUGCCUUCAUCAUGGACAAUGGGAUCCAUAUGUAUAGAGUAGAGGGAGCUGGCAGUCCUGCAGCCUAAUCCAUUAAGGGUUGGGAACAUUACACCUUCAUUGUACCAGUAAGACAGGCCAGGUUUGCUUCAUAGCGUCAGUGCAUCAGGUCCCAGACAAAUGUACCAAUGCUUGUAUACAGCUAGACUUGCAAAAUUUGUUUGCUCCAUCUGCUUCUUCCCCUGCAUCCUACAUACUAGCAAACCAAAUGUUAAACUUUCCUUGAGGUUUAAACAUUCUGCUGGAAAAAUGGGUUUAAAAACCUUGGGUCUCCACGCAUGCUAGGUAUUUGUUGAAUUGAUACCAACGUGUUUUAAGUGAAGACCAAAAUGAAAGAGAGGCCAUGUUGGAUAAAACAAAUGUGGGUGCAUCUAUUGUGCUGGAAUGAACAGGAAAUACCUAAAAAUCAAGCGUUAUAUGCAAAUUGUUACUCAAGUGAUUUAUUUUCACCUAACAAUCUAGGUGCUUAUACAAAGGACUCCCUACUUCUCCUGUACCCCAUAGCAAACAGUGAUUGAAGAUGGGACUCAAGAGUCAUAUGUAAAUUGUUGCUCAAGUACAACUUUCUGCAGGAGAGCUAUAUGCUGAUGGAGGCUUCUGCUGGACACCUUUAUAACGCAUCAUAGCUCUUAAGAUAUCACAAGUGUCAGAAAGACUCCAUGCUUCACCUGCAUGUGUGUACUCACUUCAGAGCAGUACCUAAGAAACAGUAUUUGACAUUUUAAUAAUGUAACAGCCAUUACCAUGCAACUGCUUACCCACAAGUAAGCAAUGAGAAGAAUGUGAGCCAUUUUGCAUUUUUAUUCAUGUGGUCCAGAAAUGAAAGCACUGAAGUACCUCAGAGGGAUAGAGUUUAGGUUCAUUUUUCAUCUGUUAUUUAUCUAGAUGUAUAAUUUAUGUCAUAAUUUGUUUCUUUAUCUCUAAGAUCUGCACUAAAAACUUUAACUACAGCAUUCUGUAUCUGUUUAGGGUCCAGUAUAGGAGCAUUAGGAUUCAUUCUAGAAAACUUGAUAGUCUCCAUAUAUAAGCAUCAGCUGAUGUCCAAAGAACAUCAUUGCUUUUGCUUGCUUGAGGAGGCCUUAAUCUUUUAUUUCUUGACUAACAACAUGUUUUCUCCAAAACUGCUUUGGAAACGCAGGGGUGUUUCAAAAGCAAUUUCUAUUAUGGUCUGGGCAGCAGUCAAGAAUUGCUGUUUGAAGAAGAAAUAGCAUUUAAAAAAAAUCUCACUGGGUACAUCCAAGGACUUUUGGGCAAAGCAUGGCUCGGAAUUCUAGCCAUGACUUAUUUUAGUAUCUAAUUCAGCCUUCCCUAACCUGAUGCUCUCUCUAUGCUGGCUGGGGAGUUGUAUUCCAAAACAUCUGGAGGGCACCAGGUUGUGGAAGUCUGAUCUAAUCUUUCACUCUGAGGGUAAGAGAUGGUGGAACUAGCAAUUUUGUUUUGAACAGGACUGGUGGGGAGAAGAUGAUGAGAACACAAAACUGGUUGUGAAUGAGAUUUAAUAACAUGCUGCCUUGUUCUGAUUCAUGUUUUUACCCUCUGGGAUUGAGAGAGACCAUUUUUAAACUUCACUUAAAUACUUAGGGCUAUAUUGGAGGGUGGAGAAAUUCUCUUGCAAAGCCGUAGAGUGGUGCCAAUUAAUUUAAUUGCAGGUUGAGAUAGAGGUUUGAAGGAGGCUACAGCCUCUUAGCUUUAGAAAUAGAACUUCAGCUAUUCCAAGUGUAGCUCAAAUCAUACCAUGUAGCCUGCUUUUGAAAAGUAGAAUGGCUGCAGAGGGACUUCAAGGGAAUCUGCAGCAAAUCAAGCCAAUCUGCAUUAGAAUAAAUUUCAUUUCUACUGAAUAGGCUCCCCUAGGAAAAGCUGUGUUAUGUCCUCUAAAUGAUGGUCAUCACAAUGUAACACAGAUGGAGCAGCAUUGUGGUUAUUAAAACUAAAAGGAUGGAUGAAAAUUGAGUUUCUAGGCAAGUAACACCAAAGGGAGUUGGUCAACUUGUGUUUUUGUUUAUCUGAAGGGCAUAUUUUGAAAUUAACAUUCCAGAGCAGUGUCUUUCCUUAAAGCUUUAAAAUCUAUUUAACACACCCUCAAUUCUUUGGAGCUUUGUAUCUGUGAAAUUAUUUUCCAGCCAUAACAACCAGUUUUGUUUGUUCCCUAUUGACUGUGAUUUGCAGUCAUGGAAUCUCAAGUCUGUGAAUUCUUCAGGGGUUUGCAUAAUUCUGAUUUAGGUUAGUGCCUAAAGGCAGAGCUAGACUUCAGGCAGCAGUGGUGUGGGACACCUGAUUCAUGCCAAAUGGUUGCAAAGCAGUGAAGCAGAUGGGAUGCAGUUUUCAGGGGUGAGGAGGAGUAGAGAGAGAAGAGGACAAUAACCCUGUCCUUAGAAGCAGUGAGAUCUACUAAGGAAGCUAUACUCCAUGUUCCAUUCUUUUCUGACGUUAGAUUAAUAUUUACUAUGUUUAGACCCUUUUCAAUUAUGGCUCCAGAACUUUGCAAUGCCAUUCUUCCGGCAGUCCAUCUUGUCUUCCUCUUUUGCUGUUCGUUGAAAGCAAACCAACCUGGAAUAUAGGAUUUGGUAUUGAGCAAAAUAAGUCAUUGGUAAAAAAACAGUUUAUAAACUGUUGGUAUUGAUAAACCCACACAAAUCAUUCAAGCAAGUGGUGUAUCCUUGUGCACAAUAUAAUGACUGAGGAAUAGGCGUCAUAAUAUAAUAGAAGAGGAACUGUGAUCUUAAGGAAGACCAUUUUGUAGCCUUGUAGUAGUUGACUUUUGCAGUUCAUAGUAUUAAUAGUUCAAGAAAUAGUGUCAGCCAUAGUCAAAAUUCAGUCAGAUGCAGCCAUGUUCCUGCAACUGCAAGCAAGAAUUUGGGUGCGAGUUAGGUAGAGAGGCAUAGUAAUUUUCAUUCCUUUGCAUGAUGGAGCCAACAAAUUGCUUGAUUCAAAUUUGGAUAGAGCCACCAUGGGUGAUGUUUUUAAUAAGCUGCAAACAUUUGUCAGCUUGUACCUUUAACUGCAGCAGAAAUAAAACAUUGCUCAUCACAUUAUGACAUUACACAAUAAUGCACUAAGGUGUUCUGUGUGCUGGGCUAUGCGCACUGUGACAGCUUUGCAGAUAAAACUGCUCAGAUAACUCAACUUUAGGCACAUCUUCUAUAAUGAAAGCAUCUAGAUCCUCCUUGUGUGCAAUUUUCUUGAAUGAAUCUCAUUUAUGUACUGCUGAGGUUGGGGACAGAAGUGCUUGGAUUUCUGACCAGCCUGCCCAAUGUUAUCCUGUCAAGAUGGGCAAUUGCAUCGUAUUCUAUAAAUAUUUCCAGCUGAAAUGCUCUGAACUGCCUCUGAUAACUCUUCAUAGCUUAAUGGCCCUAUAAAUAUAUGCUGAGCCUUGCUGCUUUCUGUUUCCCAGUCUUGUCAUCACUUUAAUGAGCCCCCCAAAUGAACUGAAGCACAUUCUCAAUGAACUGUUUAGUUGAGAUGAAAACUGAUUUUUAUAACAAGCCAGUGGGAAGGUAGCUUUUCUGCAUUGGGGUUGCAGACCUCUUAUUGCAGUGCCCAUACCCCUGAAAUCUGUAGAGCUAUCCUUCUAAGUAGUUAAUAGCAAAAUACCAUAAUUGCAGCUAAUUCAGGGAAAACAUUUAUACUUUAUAAAUAAACAUUUUAGUACAUCUUGCAUAAUUGCUAUGUUUUGUGCUUUUUAGGCCAUGAAUAUAGUCGUUCCCUUCAUGUUUAAAUAUGCAGUAGACAACCUCAACCAGAUGUCUGGAAAUGUUCUGAACCUGAAUGAUGCACCAAAUACUGUGGCAACCAUGGCAACAGCUGUUCUGAUUGGAUGUAAGUGUGAUGCUUUAAUCUGUUGACAGGUGCUGACUUUCUUUGGGAAGGUUUUGGAACAUUAACGAACAUGACCUUUUCAUUGCUAACUCCGCUAAGCAUCUGGAAGUUUCCCCCCACUUUGUUCACUACCAGUUCCUGUAACUUGUUAUUUAUUUAUUUAUUUAUUUGUUUAUUUAAUACCAGUUCAAUACUAAAACAAUGGUUAUAGCAGUAAUCUACCAUAAUAGCAAUUCAUUCUUUGGGCUUGUUAAAGUCAGCAAAUGAAAUGUGGAUUUUAAAAUGAUUGAACUUUCGAUUUAGUAAGUAACACUGGCAAAUAUGUGAAAUAAAAUGUUCCAUCUAUUAAGGACUUAUUGAGGAGCAGCAAUAUAUGCAUCUUAAUAGUUUUUGUUUUUUUAAACCAGAUGGCAUCUCACGAGCUGGGUCUGCUUUAUUUAAUGAGGCUAGAAAUGCUGUAUUUGGAAAAGUAGCCCAAAACUCAAUCCGAAGGAUAGCAAAGAAUGUCUUCCUCCACCUGCACAACCUGGACUUGAGUUUCCACCUGAGCCGGCAGACUGGAGCAUUAUCAAAAGCCAUUGACAGAGGAACAAGAGGCAUCAGUUUUGUGCUCAGUGCCAUAGUAUUCAAUUUGGGCCCCACCUUGUUCGAAGUGGCACUUGUUAGUGGAAUUUUGGUAUGUAUGGCUUACCAGAAGCAACAGUAAUUGUCACUUUUAUUGAUGUACAUACAGCGAUGCUCUGUUAUAGCAGCAACUUUGUUGAUCAUUUGAAUGUGAUAAGCACUAAAUUGGCAAGCGUUGGGUAUUGAGAUAGUUAGGCAUAAUUUGGGGAAGACAGUCCUGUUGGCCAAAUUGGAACCUCUGUCAGGAAAAAGUUGGCCCACCUCCUGAUGUGCAGUCUUGGUGUAGAGGACCGGGCCAAAGUUUCUCAUGCAAAACAACUCUCCUUCAAAUGGCCACACUUUUAUCUGAAUGGCUUUAGAGGUUUUUCUGCUAAAUAUCAGACCUGGAACAUAAAGACAGUAGAUGAGAAAGUACACAGUGCAUUCCCUAGAAAUCAGAUGUCAUAUUUCAUUCACAGAAUUGUAGAGUUAGAAGGGACCCUAAGGGUCAUCUAGUCCACCCGGCUGCAAUGCAGGAAUCUCAACUAGAUCACACAUGACAGGUGGCCAUCCAGCCUCUGCUUAAAAACCUUCAAGGAAGGAAAGUUCACCCUCUCAUAGGAGUCUGUUCUGACAUGUUACUACAAAGCACAUGCAUCUGAAUCAGCUUUUGCAUUGAGUUCAGUUGUCAGCUUUGGUGUGUCCCUUCACACAUCCAUAUCAUUGAAGCAAAAAAUCUGAAUAGAGCAGUUCAUGUGCAAAGUGCAUCUGUGUAUAUUGGAGUACAUGCAGGGCUGCAGAAAUGACCGUAAGUUUGUACUAUGCACAUUUGGACCUUUCAACUGCCUCAAAUGCAGUUCAGCACAUUGUCUGCCCCAGCCUAAUGCCUGGUGCCCUCCAUAUCUUUUGGCUUACUUCUCCCAUCAACCCAAGCAUCAUAUAGCUAUGUUCACUGGAACUAUACAGGGAGCUGUAGUACCAAACAGCUAGAGGGCACCAGAAUGGGGAAGGCUGUUGUAUUAAGGAGAUGGAUUACCCAUAUCACUAUUUUUCUUUCAGUCAUCCCACUGUGCUUCUGGUUUAUCUUUACAGAAUCAUUUCCCUUUUAUUUCAUGGUACAUCUUGUCAAAACAGAUUUGUCUCUGUCGGCAUUGUAACCAAAAUGAUAGAAAACCAUUACUGACAUUCUCCCUUCUUUCUCUUUCCUCGUUCAGUAUUAUAAAUGUGGCGCACAGUUUGCACUAGUAACCUUGGGGACAUUAGGAGCAUACACAGUAUUCACAAUAGGAGUUACACAAUGGAGGUAAGGCAUUUUCCCUAACUGGUUAGGAUUAGCUGGUUUAUAGAGCUGUGGUGAGAACAAAUCUAUAUGCAAACCUUUUGUCUUGCAGAACUAAAUUUAGGAUAGAAAUGAAUAAAGCAGAUAAUGAUGCAGGUAACGCUGCAAUUGACUCGCUGCUGAAUUAUGAAACUGUGAAGGUGAGCCAUUAACGUUUUUAACUUUUCAUAUUGUUAUUAAGUAGGAUAGACUUUAUUAUCCAUUUAUGUAUCUUGAUUUUACUCAAAAGGAACUUGUAUCUGCUUCCUUCUAUUAAUAAUGACUUGCAGAAUUAACCCCAGCUUAUGUAGUUCUCCAGAAUUUUCAUAUAUUUUGUCUUUCAGUAUUCUCUCCAUUUAUGCUAUUAUCUUCAAACAAAAUGACAUUUUAGUGGAGAAAUAUAGUUUUAUAAACCUGUUGGUUAUCUGGGUUUGCUUACCAUUUUUCACUUACAUAAAAAAGAUCCUCCUGUGUAUUUGGCCUUGUCCCUCUUGAUUUGCUUUUCAAGUUGCUUCCAAAACAUGCUUUGAGCUAGUCAUCCAUGGUAUAUGUGGUGUAGUUGUGAGAGGAUCAAAUGUAGGACCAGGUUCAAAUCUUCACUUGGCCAUGAAGCUCACUGUGGGACAGCAGUUGCUGUCCCACAGCCUAAUCUUGCCUCUUGGGAUUGCUGUGGCAAUAAUAUUAUGGUAGGGUGGGGGAGGAUCCCUUGAGGAGGAAAGGAGAUAAUAUUGUGAAUAGUAUUAGAAUAAAUUUAAAAUGUCAUGGGUGCAAGGCAGUAGCAGCUGUGACUGAGUAGCUGUCGGCCAUCAAGAACAGGAGACAGGCAGGCAUGACAUUUGAUGCGUCCAGAGCUGGAAAGUCGGGUGCAGGGGCUAGGUUGCUGAAGCAACAGUAAACUGCUUUAUAAAGUGUUUAGCUAGUUAUGUACUAAAACGCCCUCCCCCAACCCAGUACCCCCUGCCACCGCUUUGGAUUACAACUCCCAUAAACUCCAGCAAGCCCAGCUGUAUGAACAAAAGCAAUCUCAAGAACACCAGAUUGGGGAAGGCUAUAUUAAAGAAUAAUUUAUGAAGUACAAUCCUAAGAAUGCUGAGACUCCUUACAUUCUUUCCCCCCUUACUUACUAGUAUUUCAAUAAUGAAAAGUAUGAAGCUCAGCGAUAUGAUGGGUUUUUGAAGACCUAUGAAAAUGCCUCACUGAAGACUACCACUACCUUAGCUCUGCUGAACUUUGGACAAAAUGCUAUAUUCAGCAUUGGGCUAACAGCCAUCAUGGUACUGGCUAGCAAAGGAAUUGUUGCAGGUACCCUGUUUGUGUCUAAAACUCAUGUCAUUUUUAUGUUGCAUGCAUGCUUGGAUUUUUAAAAAAUGUAUAAAGUCCUAAAGAGAUGCAUUAAAUUCCUUAAUUGCAAGCAAGUGAACUAAAAGACUGAAUGACCUUUUAAAUUUUGCUUUCCUUGCAAACAACAUCUGUCUGUCUCUUGAGACAGUUCUUCAAAUAGGUUUACUUUAAAGGACUAUAUUUUGGUUUUAGAGCAGCUUUAUCACAAUCAGACUGCAGGGAUUCUUAAAAUUCUGGAAAAGAAUCAGUUCAUUGGUUGUGGAAAUCUUGUGGCUGAAUCAUCCAGAUAGCACCUAGCAUUCAGUACCACAAAGUAGUUUUUAAGAAGUAUCCACUUCUUGGUCAUGGGUGGAAAUCAGCUGACAUGUCCUAAGCAAAGACAAUAUGUUAGGAUUGCAUUUAACUUGUGCAUUUACCGUAACUUGUUCAGUUUCAGUCAUAUGCUGUUGAAGGCAGACUACUUGAAAUUGUGCACAUUAAAUUCCAGCAGGGUGGAAAACUUAAAAGCUCUUUUUGUGCCAGGUUCACUUGGGGUGAACCUGCUCUUGGAGGCUCUUACAGUAUCUUGCCUGGCAAUCUGAGUUCCUAUAAGAUCUCACACAAGCAUCCCUGGGCUUCCAGAACUGAUGUGAUGUGCAGGCCUUGCCCUCCAAGCAAGGCAGAGAACUUAAAAACCAUCUAGAAAGUAACUUGCACUCAUACCUUAAAAGUAGAGGAUUAAUUAACUGGAUAAAUUAUACCAUGUUUUGAAGUUGCUGCAGCUUGUGUUGAAGAGCAGAACUAAAUGACUAAAAAGUGUGGUAAAUGUUUGGCAAGCAAACAUACUCUAAGCCCAAUUUUUUUCUUUUUUCUUUUUAAUUAAGGUAACCUAACAGUUGGCGAUCUGGUAAUGGUGAAUGGACUGUUGUUCCAACUUUCUUUGCCCCUUAACUUUCUGGGAACGGUGUACAGAGAGACGAGGCAAGCGCUAAUAGACAUGAAUGUCUUGUUCACACUGCUUAAUAUAGACUCAAAAAUUAAAGUGAGUAUUGUGCAGCAAUAAAACUGUUAGCCCUUUAUGCAAAGCUAAGCAAGGUCUGGUAUGAUUUCACAUGGGAUGGGGGAACUACAUGUUGAGAUUCCUGCAUUGCAGGGGUUGGACUAACUGACCCUCGGGGGUCCCUUCCAACUCUACAAUUCUAUGAUUCUGUGAUUCUACCCAUAAAAUGCUGCUUAAAACCUUUGCCAAAUAUGUUAGAAUGAAUUCAGUCACCUUGUGGAGUUAUUUUUGCUUCGUCUGAUAGCUAUUUUUCUUCUGAAAAGGGAAUGCUACAUGUGAGGAACUUGUGUUUGUUGUUUUGGAAGAAUGGUUAGCGGAGACGCUUUAUUUGAACCUGUGUCCCUGAAAGAGCUUUUCUCCCCCCCCCCUUUUUUUUUAAAGCCAAAGGAGUGUGUUUGUCAUUGUCAUACUUUGUGUGCAUGCCAGGCAUUGAAGUAUUAUUUUAUCACUUUAAUUAAUGAUGCAGAAUUUAUUAUGCAGAACGCUGCCUAGAAGCCAGACUAUUAUAUCAGAAAUUCUUGAGCUUUAUAGAAAAAAUAGGGGGCGGGGGGCGGGUAGAAGAGACUCUUACCUGUGUGACUGAAAUGGCUAGGUUCUCUCCCCCCUUGGAGAAAACAGUGGCUGUAGCUUGCACUGAAUUAGAUCCAUUGUUUAGCUUGCUAAACUCUUUGAAAUACCUUCUGGGCAGUGUGUAAAGCAGCGCUUUUCUUUCAAUAGGAUAAAGAGCUGGCUCCACCCCUGCAGAUCACUCCACAGACUGCUACCAUCGCCUUUGAUAACGUGCACUUUGAAUACCUUGAGGGGCAGAAAGUCCUCAGUGGCGUGUCUUUUGAAGUCCCUGCAGGAAGAAAAGUGGCCAUUGUAGGAGGCAGUGGGUCAGGGUGGGUAAACAGAUGCGCAAAAUUCUGCAUCAUUGAUUUAUUUAUUUAUUAUUUUAAAAUCAUGAUAAAGAUACACCAAGCAAGUAACCCAAGUUAUAACUUUGUUUCUCUUUUUUUGUUUUUGUUUUUGUUUAAAGGAAAAGCACAAUAGUAAGAUUAUUGUUUCGCUUCUUUGAACCUCAGAAGGGGGAGAUUUACAUUUCUGGCCAGAACAUACGAAACAUCAGUUUGGACAGCCUGAGAAAAUCCAUAGGAGUUGUACCUCAGGUAUUGUACUACUUCUCCUUUGGAACCCAUAAUUCCCUGCAAACAUCUGAUGCUGUAGCCACAGCUACUGCAGUGUUGAUUUGAAAACAGGAGCAAUGAAGCAGCUCAGGAUGACAGUCCAGGGCACAAAGGAAGAACAACCAUAAAGAGUUUCACUGAACAUGGGCAAGAAUUACAGUUUUCUCAGUCUUUAUUUAGAUUUACAAACUGCUCUUCAAACACAUUUUCAGGCUGUCAUACCAUAAAAUAUUGCAACAUAAUGAAAUAGCCAGUAGACUGAAAAUAAGCUGUAACAGCUACUCUGUAAAAGCGGCAUCCAAAUAGCAAAUCUGCAAGAGUUAAAGCAAAAUAAAAAGGUCUUUAUUUAGCAGAGUGGUCUUUCAGCAAGCCUCUGUGGGGAGAGAAUUCCAAAGCCAGGGCACCACCUAGUAGCCACCUCAGAUGAUGGAGGAAGCCAAAGGGCCUCUGAUGAAUAGAGAAAUACAUGCAGGACCAUGUGGAGACAUAAGAUCUUCCAGGUACUGCUGGUUACUACUUUUAAAAAACAUAUUACGUAUAGUUAUUAUAAAAACACUAAAAAUACCAGUGACAUGGAAAAUAAGAAUAUUUGGUAGACAGAAAAUAGAAAUUGUGUCCAGAUCUUGUCUUCACUUUUCUAGUAUGUUUUGUCCAUUUCAAGAAACUUAAAUGAAGUUUUUGAGUGAGUUCCACGAAAUUUUAUUGCUUUUUAUUCCACCACUCCACACAAUGCUGCCCAAGGCAAAUAAGAUAAAGUACAAAAUAAAAUAAUUCUAUAAAUUACAUAAUAGUAUAUAGAAGAGCAAGCAAGAAAGCAGGGUCAUAAAACACAUCAAAAAGAAGCAGCAGAAGAUAAAAGGGCUUUAAUCACCAUCAUAGAUGAGGCCUAAAUGGACUUCUCCAAAAAAGGGAGUUGCAGAGCCUGUCAAUAAAGGCCUCCUUGGAAAUCCCUCUGUUCUCUGUGGUUAUGUAGUUAACAGAAUCUUGGUCUCUUCACUGGCAGACUCACAUCUUCUUUUAAGACAUGCUUGCUAGUUUCUUGCUUAUGUUUUUCAGGUAUCAACUUAGAUCAAGUUUAUUUGACAUUGCUGUUUUUAGUUUGUAUUUUUGCCCUUAUGCAUCUUACCAUCCAUUUGUUAAUGUGAUCUCAUUUCUUUGUGUUUUUGUAUCAUACACUGUUGGUUAUCUUACCUGCUUUCAUUUAAGCAGCAUAAAGGUAGAAUUCAAAUAUUUUAAAGAAAGUGAAAAAAUGCCAAAUUUUCAUGGUUUGGGAAGCUCUGAUAAUUUAGUAGUAUCAGAAUGUGAAUGAAGCUAUUUCAGCUAACCCCAUGAGCUUUCGGUGCUGCAUCUUAAAUUACAUAAUCAUUCUGAUUUCUGCCAAAACAACAGAAAUUAUCUAUUCAUUCUUGUCUCUCACACACCCCUUUUGCUUUCUUGGAGGAGAAUUAUCCUUGCAGCAUCUUUAACCUCUCAUUAAAAUGUCACUGGAAAUGCUGUUGCCUGAAGGGGCUUAGUGAAAGGUUCCAGACAAUUCACUAUUGGCAUUUCAGAAAACCCUCUGACUUGUCAAUUGGCAUUUCAUGUUUUGAGAGGUAUUGUUCUGCUUGCAUGUGUCCUAGGAUUCUGUUCUCUUCCAUAACACCAUAUUCUACAACCUCUUGUAUGGCAACAUGAAUGCCUCUGCAGAAGAAGUCUAUGCUGUUGCAAAGCUGGCAGGAAUCCAUAAUGCUAUUCUCAGAAUGCCCAAUGGGUACAGCACACAAGUGGGAGAGCGAGGUCUGAAGCUGUCAGGUAGGUUGACAAAUGUGCAACUUUUCUCCAUGUUUCCAGUCUUUCUGCUAGCCUCAGGCUUAUUGCACAGUAUGUAGCUCACCCCAGCUUUUGGUAAGGUGAAUUGCUUUGCAGUAAGGUAAAUGCCGAGUUUAUUAUUAAAUGGUAGUCCAGCUGCCUUGAAAUUCCAGCACUGACCAUGAAGUCAAUUAGAAGCCUGUGGUAUAGAGAGCAGAGAGCUACCAUUAUUCUUCAUUCCUCCCCACUCCCAAAAUGUAAUGUGGCCAAUAAUGCAACUGUGUUCAACAAAAUAUUUAACUAGAAUUUAGAUGAUUCAUGGCUGCUCUGUGGAAUGAAAGAUGUAUGCUUUUUAGUCUUAGGCAAGUAUAAAGAUACUUCAUAGUGCAUCUGAUCUGAGUAAAAAUGAUUCGCUGUAAAUGUGCAAAUUCUCUAUAAUAAAUACUAGCCUCUGUUAGGAGGUCAUGUUGAAGAUGAAGUAAUUUAAAGACUGGAAUUAUUUUAUGGUCCUAGUAAUGUGCUGUUUGGCUGUGUGUAAAUGUGAGGAUUAAAUGUCAGAAUUGGGCUUAAGGGGGAUGACGAUAAAUGGUGCUGGGUUGGGAGCCCAUUACCCCUAUCCUCUGCCCCUUAGCACUGCCCUUUUAGCUUUUUUGCGAAUUUCUUGGAUAUCAGACAUGUUGGUUUCAUGUUAAAGAAAAUAGUGACUAUUUGUCUUGUGGGAUAAUAUCUCUAGGAUUCUUUGGCGUUAAACCCUAAAUACAUUGUUAAGGAGGGGAGCAUUCUGUUGUAAGUAGAUAUUAUGCAAUACUGGUAGAUUUCCUUUUAUUUGCUUCACUCUGCUUGGUUGAGUUUUUUUUCUUCCAUAGAUUGGUAGGCAGAAGGAGGCUAGAGUGCUUGGUUUUUAUUACAUAUUUGGGGGGGAUUUACGACUACAUGGCUCUAAAGUGUUUGAGAUAGAUGAACCUGAAAUGAAGGACAUUGAUCUUUGUACAGUGUGAAAUAACAUCUAUCCCAUGUCAACAAUGUAAAUUGUUUUUUUUUUAAAUAGUUUUUAAUACUGCACAAUACAGUGUUUUAAUAUCAGUGUUGUGUUUUAAUUGCAGUAGUAGUAAUAAUAGCCCUAUUCAGAUGCUGAGCCCUAUGUAAUGGAAACUGUAGGGUGCCUGAGACUUCUAAGAAACAGAUUCCAUCUUCCACAGCAUAGUAGUGGCCGCAGGAGAUUUGCUUCUCUAACUGGAGAAAGCUAAUGCUGCAUAUUUCAUAUAAUUAAUAUGCAGCAUUCCUACAGUGGUCCUGGUGUACAUCCUUUCAACAUAAAAAGAACAGGGACUUCAUUAAAACUCAAGAAUUGAAUAAGCUAAAAGGAAACUGGCUCUUUUUAAAUCCACUUGUUUUUAAAAUAUCUCCAAGUAUUUGCUUGCUUAAGUCAUGAAUCUGUUUGUAGUACAGUGGUACCUCUGGUUACAAACUUAAUUCAUCCUUAAUUCAUGACUGAGGGCUGCUGCUGACACCACAUAACACCAGUCUUGAAAGACCUACAUUGGCUCCCAGUACGUUUCCGAGAACAAUUCAAAGUGUUGGUGUUGACCUUUAAAGCCCUAAACGGCCUCGGCCCAGUAUACCUGAAGAAGCGUCUCCACACCCAUCGUUCUGCCCGGACACUGAGGUCCAGCACCGAGGGCCUUCUGGCAGUUCCCUCACUGUGAGAAGCAAAGCUACAGGGAACCAGGCAGAGGGCCUUCUUGGUAGUGGCGCCCGCCCUGUGGAACACCCUCCCUUCAGAUGUCAAAGAAAUAAACAACUACCUGACAUUUAGAAGACAUCUGAAGGCAGCCCUGUUCAGGGAAGUUUUUUAUGUGUGACAUUUUAAUGUAUUUUUAAUCUUUGUUGAAAGCCGCCCAGAGUGGCUGGAAAAACCCAGCCAGAUGGCUGAGGUACAAAUAAAUUAUUAUUAUUAUUAUUAUUAUUAUUAUUAUUAUUAUUAUUAUUCCGGAGGUCCGUUCUUAACCCGAAACCAUUCUUAACCUGAAGUACCACUUUAGCUAAUGGGGCUUCCCGCUGCCGCCGCCACCGCACAAUUUCUGUUCUCAUCCUGAAGCAAAGUUCUUAGCCCGAGGUACUACUUCCGGGUUAGCAGAAUUUGUAACCCGAAGUGUUUGUAACUCAAACUGUUUGUAACCCGAGGUACCACUGUAGUUACUUCCUCCUACAUGUACCCAGCACUUUUUAUAUAAUCACGUAACUGGAAGAAUGAUCCAAACUGCUUCCACACCUGCAGAACAAAAACACUGGAUGACUUGAGUAAACAAAGGUGGAAACAGCAGAGAAAGAAAAAGAAAAAAUCUCUGGACCCGGGGAUAUCUCCUUUAGUGUUGAGUAGUGUGAGGCCUCAACUGGAAUUCAGCAGAUCAGGCAUUGAUUUCUGAUCAGAAAAGGAUUCUAACAUUUCUGGUCCUGAGACUUAAGUGAUCCCAAAGAACCAAACUUGUGCCACCGCAUGCUCUGCAGUUUCGAGGUCUACCUCACUCCUUCAAUCUGAGCAGCUCAUUACGCAGCUCAUAAUUUUAAUGAUAGAGGAAAACCACUGUGCGCCCCCCCCCCCAGUAGUUAAGUUCUCCCUCCUGCUUACUGGCCAUUUGCUCCCUCUGCUUACAGGUACAAGCUGAGGAAGGCUGGGCCUUGUCAGCAUUGGCACCCAAGUGCCUGCCAGUUAGCUUCUCUAAUGUCUUAAUUUCACAGGUUGGGUUCUAAUAGGUCACUUAUGACAACAAGAGAGGCCAUCAAUAUGGCAAAAAAGAUACAUUAAGAACAUGUCAGUGACUUUCUAAAUGUAUGAUGCCAGUCUCCUCUGGGAAUCAGUUAACUUAUAUUUGUGACUUCCUAAAUGUUGAAGUAGUUUCUUUCCCAAAUAGGUUUUAUCUUACACAAUAUCAAACUCAGUAAAUAAGGAUUUCAUUUGUAAUAUAUCAGUGGCUCAGUGCUAAUUUCUUCUCUUUACAAAAUAGAUUUUAUCUUGAAUAAUUGCAAACACAGUAAUAAAAAGUCCACUUGUGAUAUACCAGUGGUUCAGUGCUCGGAUGUUGUUCCAGUAAUCCAACAUUUCGUUGCUAAAGAGCUUAGUCAUUGAGCUGUCAAAAUCAAUUGUAACAAAAUUGCACUGAAUUAACAAGUAGAAUUUGUUGUUUAGUCGUAUCCGACUCUUCGUGACCCCAUGGACCACAGCACGCCAGGCUUCCACUGCCUCCUGCAGUUUGGUCAAACUCAUGUUAGUAGCUUCGAAAACUGUCCAACCAUCUCAUCCUCUGUUGUACCCUUCUCCUUGUGCCCUCCAUCUUUCCCAACAUCAGGGUCCUUUCCAGGGAGUCUUCUCUUCUCAUGAGGUGGCCAAAGUUUUGGAGCCUCAGCUUCAGGAUCUGUCCUUCCAGUGAGCACUCAGGGCUGAUUUCCUAAAGAAUGGAUAGGUUUGAUCUUCUUGCAGUCCAUGGGACUCUCAAGAGUCUCCUCUAGCAUCAUAAUUCAAAAGCAUCAAUUCUUCAGUGAUCAGCCUUCUUUAUGGUCCAGCUCUCACUUCCAUACAUCACUACUGGGAAAACCAUAGCUUUAACUAUACGGACCUUUGUCGGCAGGUGAUACGUUUUUGUGGUAUUUUGCUUUUCAGUACAAGAAUGUCCCGUCUGUCACAUGCAUCUACUUUCACUUGGGCUUUAUGAAUAAUAUGCUGGGGAUAUCCUCUAUUUGCCAGGGCAAUCUCUAGCUCACCUGCCGCUCGUUGUACACGUCCAAAGUAGGGGAGUUCCUUUUUCUCUGCAAAAAUUGGCCCAAAGGUAGGUUACGUUUCAGAUUGUAUGGAUGAUACAAUUUAAAAUGUAACAAAGUGUUAUGGUCAAAACACUAAUGAGGGGAGUAGUUGAUUCAUCCAAGAUAAAAAGUCAGGAAAUCCAUUGGCAUUUUUAAAAAUCAAAAAGAUAUCAAUGAACCUUUGAUAGAAAGCCAGAUCUGAAGCAAAAGGAUUAUUAGGACUGUACACAAAGCAAUGCUCAAAAUCAGCCAUAAAUAAAUUGGCUAUGGAAGGAGCCAUGGGACUACCCAUGGCAAUACCCUUCACUUGGAAGACAGAAGGUAUCUCUAUAUAUAAAGAAAUUGUUCUCUAAAGCUAUGUCUAAUAAGUCCAUAAGAAAAUGUUUUGGAGGAUUUGAAAAGGUAUGUUGUUCUAGAGAGUCAUACACAGGUGCAGGCUUCCUCAUGAGGUAUAUAAAGAUUUAAAAUCCAGAGUCACGAGGAGAGAAUCAGAAGGAAUUACCACUGAUUCAAAUUGUUGAACGAAUCCAUGGAGUCCCUAAUGUAUGACGGAAUCUUAGGUAUGAAUGGUGACAGAAAAUAAUUUACAAAUUUAGCCUAAGGUUCCAGAAUGGAAUUACUACCAGAGACAAUAGGUCUUCCAGAUGGGGGAAAUCCCGCCUUUUGAAUCUUAGGUAAAAUGUAGAAACAAGGUAUUCUAGGAGAUUAGUUAAUCAAAUAACCACCUUCUGUAGAUGUAAUGUAAUUUAAAGCCAAACCAUCCUGAACAACCUGUUUAAUAGGUCUGGUGAACCUGUUAGUGAAGUCACAUGCAAUGGGGAUGUAAUAUGUGGUAUCAGAAAGUUGUCGCUGUAUUUCAAAAUCAAAGUCUGUGGUAUUUAAAUAUAAUGAAAGUAAAACUUUCUUCAUUUACUACUUAUUUAAUAAUGAUGAAUCUUUCCCUUCAUUUCAUUAUUGUUAGGUUUAAACCUUUAAACAGUGUGCUUAAAACCUGAUUUAUUUGAAAAUAUAAACCUGUGAAAUUAUUUUGGGCAGAACACAGCCAAUAAUGACUGCAGUCUUUUGUGUAGUUUUGUAUGCUUGGCACUAAUUUUAUAGGAGUUGCACACUCAGAACAUUGUAGGAUUUCAGUCAUGAGGAUUUGAAGGUGGAGUAAGGAUGAAUUUAAUUGUGAUCUGAAGCAUAGAAACUGCAGUUAUAAAUAAACAGUUUGCAAUAUGAUAUGGAGAGCAAUAAGCAGCAACUGCAUUUCUAGGAAAACAGAUGUUUAAGGGCUGCAUUUCAUGUUAUACCAUUGCUGCACAGAAAAACACCCUUGUUUUAUUAAAAAACCCAAUUUGUAACCAUUUGAAAUGAGUUACACAGAACCCUAGUUACACAGAAAUCGAGUUACCAUUAGCCACAGUUAGCCUUGAUAACAUAAUACUGCACCAUAAUUAGAGCAAUCUGGGGUACAGGGCAGAAAUGAAAUCCACACACCUCCUGCACACUUUUUAGGCAAACACCGUGUUUGAAUCAGACUACCAGAGUGUCAUGAGAUUGUCAAAUGAGAAACAUUUGCACAAUAUUCUCAGAUGUAUGUGCUGGGAAUCCAAUCUGUUAGUAGUGCAUGUAUAUGCAGCAAAAAGUAUGUGUGCCUUUUCAUAUGGUCAAUACAAUUUCUUAUGCACACUAACUUUCCAUGGAGGCAUUUGGUCACAUUUGAAUUGACCCUUGAACACAAGAGUUCUAUGAACCCAUGCUGAGCUCCCCAUAGUGUCUGUCUGGUCCGUUACAUGUUAAAAAAAUCCUUCUCACAUUUUAAUUUUUUGUCAUGAGAGUGACAUAGAAUGUGAAACGGACAUGGGAGGAGACUAAGGGAAAUAGGCCAUUAUGCAUUAUGCAGUCAUGGCAUACUCUUUCAAAUACAGGCAGUAAAAAAUGCAACACACUUCAGACUAGGUUGUUAUGAAGGGGGAGAAAAGCAGAAUUUUCAUCUUGGGUGAAUAGUUCAAUUUCUGUUUAUUGCUCAGCUUCAGCAUAGCCACUUAAGGCUCAAAGUGAAAUGAGAUUAUUAUCCUCCUAAAGUGGUUUGCUAAAACAAGUCAGUGUUAGUUAGGAGGUCAUAUCACCAAGAAUAUGAAAGAAUUAAAUGGAAGCCUUGUCAAAUCUUUGAAAUGCAGCACAGGAAGGCAGAUGCAUAUAUAGCCAUUAAUUACUUGCAGUGUCCCUAAAGCCCCAAAUGGGUGUAUUUAUUAAAAUAAAAAAUAGCACAACUUGUAUAUCCAAAGUGGCAUGGAAAAGUUGGCCUAAUGGUAACCUUAGUGAAUUGGGAGAAAAUUGCACCCUGGAUACACCUGGUUCCUCUAUGGCCAGUGUUUAUGCUCUCAGCUAUAACUGGCAACGUGUGUUGUGCAGGAAUAGACUCUGAGAUAGGUGCUUUUUUGCUAAUAUGUGCUCCUCUAAAAAGCACAAUUUCCGCAUCACCUACAGUUGUCAGUCAUGCUGGAUGAGCCCACCUGAUACUCAGAAAACCCUGUUUGAAUGCAGCCCUAAAUAGUAGCUUAGCUAUGGAAUGACAGUUGAUUGUACGUUUUGACUUUUCUAGAAGAAUUUCUCAUUCAUUCUGAUAAGACUUGCUGUUCCAAUGCUGCAUUUGUUUUGUUCGUUGUUUGAUUACACUUAAACUAUAGUUCAUAUGAGUUGCUUGGAGUCUUUGAGAGCUUUGAAGGAGCAAAGGACAUUUCACUGGGUGGGUGAAGAAAAUGUGCUGGUGUUGGGUUAUUCAAGGGUAAAAAUAACCCUCAGUGGGUUUGUUUAAUCUUUUCAGGUGGAGAAAAGCAGAGAAUCGCUAUAGCCAGAGCAAUCUUGAAGAAUCCUCCCAUUAUCCUCUAUGAUGAAGCCACUUCAUCUUUAGAUUCAAUUACAGAAGAGGUAAAUUAAGCUACAGAACACAGUACUUUUCCUGCUUCAUCCUUAUACAAUCCUGCUUUGCCACUCUACCAAAUUCAGAAAGGCUAGAAGUUGGGUGCAACCCUUCUUGAGCUGGAUGCAGAAAUAGUUGGGACCUGUUCUAAACAGGUUCCAGCAUAAUCUCUUGUAUUCUGUGAAGUACUUGGGAUCACCUGUCCUGCUUAGUGUGAUAUGAAGGGGAAACAGAUAGUUGCUACUUAACAUUCGUAAAAAUAGUUCCUGUAAAUUAUUGUUGCAAAACCUUUUCAUGGAGCAUCCUAACUGAAAUACAGGUUGGGUGCACAUAGACCUCUGGCCUGGUAUCACUUUAUAUUCACAAGUAGAGCUGUUAAACAUCAAGAUGUUGUGACACACAAGUCAUGACAUUACUGUAGCAACUGCACCAGACUUCCAUAACUGUUAAAUACAGAAAUCUCAGCACCAACAAUAAUUUUCUAAAUCAAUCAUCCUGUCUGUAGCAAAUAUGAAGUUGUUGGUUGCUAAGUGUCUCUGUUCACUUUAGAUUACUUGAAGUAAAUAACCUGUUGACCUCCACUCAUAAGGUUGCCAGCCUGCUGGCAGUCAGUUGAGGCACAUGGUCCCUUCUAGUGUGUAGUAAGUUAAAAUAUAUACCUUUCAAGAGUAACCUCAUUGGAUUCUAGUCACAGAUUCAAAUGUGAAUUUCUAGUGAAUGUUCUACUUCUUGCCUUUUCAUUUUGAUAUAAUUAUUGUGAGGUUGUCAAACGAAGCUGAAUAUUUACACAACACAGCUGCACUUUAAAAGCAUCAUGUUAAAAAAUCACGUCUUUCCCCACCAAUGUGUGCACCAAGCAAUCAGCAAAGUAGCAAAAUGUAUGUCUUGUGCUGCCCAGGUUCAUUUUUAAAGGAACUGCUUUUCUAAAGGAAGCAAAAAUAAACCACUCCCUGUGCACACACAUUACCCUUAUUUAGAAACUAGAUUUAGAAGCCCAGCAAAGCCCCUGUUGGGGUAUCUAGAAUAGUAAAGCUUUUGUAAUAUCUGUAUUGGAAGUUUUCAAAGUAGCUAGCCCCUGAAUCCUUGCACUUUCAUUUCUCAAACUAGCCACCUCUUUCUUAUGUAGUAACUUUGAAAUUGCUGGUGACCCUUCUUAACAAGUGAUAAAAUUAUUUUCAUUUGAUACCUUUCUUAAGAUGGUCUAUCUGCCCUGAAAGGCAUAAAAUGUCCAAUGCUUCACAUAUCUUUAAUCUUACAGAACAUCUUGAGUGCCAUGAGGGAUGUGGUGAAACACAGAACAUCCGUUUUUAUUGCACACAGAUUGUCUACAGUGGUUGAUGCAGAUGAAAUCAUUGUCCUGGAUCAGGUGAGACUCUCUGAAGUUAUGCAAUCUUUCUUAAAUUCCAGCCAUGCUAAAGAAUAUAGCCCAGCUUUCUUUAAGGUCAUUUCACUAGAAACACGCUCUCCAUCAGUUAUAAAUAUCUGAAAGUGUGUGUGCAUUUUCACAUACACUCAAGGACAUAGGAGCAAACUGGUAAUAUUGCCUACUUAGUUUCACUGGGUGAUUGGUGGUGGUGGAAGAAGCAUUGUGUGUUUCAUAAACCCUAGUGCAUUUGUUCUGUUCUUACUCUGCUGCAUUUCUAAUGUGCAUCUACACAAAAGCAUACUAGGAAUGUGACUACUUUUCAAAAGCAUGCAAUUGUUUUGCCAUUCAAUAGAAAUUUGACAAUAAGAUCAUAUCCCCAUGGACAUUUCUUUUGCAGCAAGAUACUCUUCACUAAAUGAGAAAUUUAAUACACCAUACCUUGCUGCAAUUGGAUCAUCUCUAGUAUUUUAUUUUAUUUUUUGCUUUAAAUAAAUUGUAACCCACAUUUCCACAAAACUCCCCAAGGCAACUUGCAUCAUAUUUGCUAACAGCAAACUCCACUGUCCAAAUGCCAGUUCCGUGCACAAGGGGGGAGGUAUCAUCAGACUCAAGGGGAACACUGAGGUUUGCAGAAGUAACAAAAAUAGAUUCAGAAAGAAAACUGAGGUGGGUGAGGGAAAACAGCCUGAUGAGGAUCAAACAUGCUCAGCAGUCACAAAUGUUGACUGUUGGAGUCGGGAGACAUGGUAGACAGAAAAUCAGGUUUAGGAGAGGGAAACGGUGUAUCCCUGAAAAGCCUCUGGGUGGGGGACCCCAAAAGGAGCACUCAAUAUAUAAUCAUUCUGCUUUGGGUCCCACACCCACUUAUUUUUUAAAAAACACAAUGUAAAUUCAAUAAAAUAAAGACCAAAUGACUUUUAAAAAAGCAGUGGGGGGAAAUCAACAAAUUCUGGGGGAAAGUAACAAGAUAAGUGGCUCUUACAGUUUCCGGUUCAACAAUGAAUUCUUCAUUAUUGCUUAUUUAAAACUUCCGUUAAAUAUACGAGUUAUGCAGAAGAAUUUAGAGCAGAGAACUUCUAAAUUCUUCAUUUCAAAUUUCCAAAUGCACUUUUGUUGCUUGUUUUAGGAUUACUAUCUGGCAGGAUAGGGCCUGUUUGAAUAAUACUGUAUGUACUGCUAGUCUGUUAUGCUAGUCUGCUGCCUUCCUGGGACCCAAAUAUGGGGGGGGGGUGUGCAGGAAAUAAAGUGGAACAGUGUUUGUUCCUUCACUGGUGGGAAUGGCUGCAAGGGAAACCACUUGAAAACCUUAAGCUGCUCAUACACAGUUCUCUCCCAUGUGCAUGUGCCCUCUUUUUUUUGGAUCCCAACAGAUUCUGUUUUAGUGGAGUAGCUUUCAUUUCUGUGAUUUUCCUUGAUGAGACGAUUAGUAAUAGCAGCCCAGUUUCUUUUAAAGUGCCUUGCACCACUGCCGCUACCAAUCUUUUACAACAGAGUGCUGGGUGUGAGACAGCCAUCUUUUCCCAUUGUCUCUCUUCUAUGUAUUUCUGACCCCAGUUUUUGUAACACCAGUUUUUUAAAAAGGAUCUACAGAGAUGGAUCCUGCAAAUUUCAGGCUGGUUAGCUUAAUGUUUGUCCUGGGAAAACUGGUGGAAAUUGUGGUUAAAAAUAAAGUAACCAAGCAUAUAGAAGAACAAGCUGUAAUGAAGCAGAGCCAGCAUGGCUUCUGCAAGGGCAAGUCCUGUCUCAUGAAUCUAUCAGAUACUUUGAGAGUGCCAACAAGCAUAUAGAUAAAGAUGAUCUGGUUGACAAUAAUGUACCCGGACUUUCAAAAAGCUUUCAGCAAAGUACAUCAUCAAAGACUCCUGAGUAAGCUUAACUGCCAAGGAAUAAGAGGAAAGGUCCUCUUGUGGUUCAGAAAUUGGUUAAGUUGCAGGAAGCAAAGAGUAUGUAUAAAUGGACAGUUCUUCAAAUGGAGAGGUGUACAAAGUGGAAUCCUCCAACGAUUAAUAUUGCAACCUGUGCUUUUUAACUGGUUUAUAAACAAUCUAGAGUUAAGAGUGAGAGUGAAGUGGCCAUGUUUGCUGAUACUAAAUUGUCUAGGAUUGUUAAAACCUAAAGAGAUUGUGAAGAGCUCCCAAAGGACUUUUGCAGUUCAAUGUAAACGAGUGUAAAGUGAUGCAUGUCAGGGCCCAAGCAUCUAAAUUUCACACGGGGCCUGAACUGGCAGUGACUGGCUAGAAAUGAGACCUUGGGGUCAUAGCAGUUAGCUUGAUAAAUAUGUUGACCCAGGGUGCGGCAGCUGUGGGAAAGGCAAAUUCCAUGCUAGCGAUCAUUAGGAAGUUCAAAGAGGAGCAAACAAAAUGAUUGGGGGUGGAAAAACUGCUAUGAGGAAAAGUUGCAGUAUUUAGAACUUUUUGGUUUAUAGACAAGACAAGUAAGAGGCGACAUUAUAGAUGAGCUAAGAUGUAAGAAGGGCAUGGAAGAAAGGAGAAAACACUGAGUAUGCACAAGUAGCCAAGGGUGCUCUUUCCUUAUUCAAAAUCAGGGUGGCUAUAUGUGCACUGUUUAUUCCCUCCUGCUCGAGUCUGUUUUGAUCACUGCCUUCAUGUUUUUUUAAAAAAAACAGGGUAAAGUUGCAGAGCGUGGCAGGCAUAUAGAUCUCCUUACCAGUCCCAGCAGCCUCUACUAUGAAAUGUGGCACACGCAGAGCAGCAGGAUGCUGAACAGAAAUACUAACGAGAGGUGGGAGGAGAAAACCAAUCACCUGUCCAAAGACGAGGAAAGGAAAAAGCUGCAAGAAGAGAUCAUCAACAGUGUGAAAGGCUGUGGGAAUUGUUCUUGCUGAGUGUGAGCUCAAUUCCUGUCCCCUUCUUCAUCCCAACCCUGGUUUAAGGGUGGCACAAAUUCACACUGAAGCUGUUUUCUGCAUUCAACAGAAGAAACAGUUCAAAGAUUUUGUUGUCCAUGUUAAAAAAUAAAGAAAAGGCUUUUUCCCGUGGAACACAAGUUCUUUAACCAAAGGAUGGUUUUACAUCUGCCUCCCCUUACCUCAGAUAUUAAUGAAGUCAUAGGAAUCAAGUCAAAACUGCCUCAGAACAUCUGAUUGAUAACAUGUUUUUGGUGAAAGACAUGUAUACACUUUUUCAGCAAUUGUUUGUAAAGUGCUGUAAAUCCCUUUGCUCUGGCCAGAAUAUAAUAAUCUGACCUGCCUUGUGAAAUGUUUGCGUUAUAUUGCUCUUCACCACUGAUGGUGGAUUAGAAAUGUUUUUAUAUAUCAGUUUUAACAAAAGCCAGUUAACGCAAAUGUCUCUGUUAGUGAAGAAAAAGAUUUUUUUUUAACAUUCUUUAAUGAUCGUUGGGUUUGUUAGAAUUUGUAUCCUUUUGUAAAGAAUAAUGGAUUUCAAGCCUGUAGCAGCAAAUUCAAAACAGAAAGAUUUCUGCUUAGUCCCUUAACUCAUUCCCUUUCUUAUAGCACAAGGGAAAAAUACAUAUUUCUGGGGGGACUAAGAUCCCAAAAUUAUGAAGGGAAUGGCUCUUUUUAAAUGAUCAGUGUACCUUGCAAGGUAAAAUAAUGAAGGUUAGUUAUCUCCAUUCUCUGCUACUCCUGGAAGUGCAGAAGUAAUUGAUUCUCCCCCCCCCCAAUAAUUUUUUUAUAUUUUUAAAAUACAGUGUUAUCAAACAGGAUCUGAUGACAGCACACAUAGUCCAUAUACAACUAUAGACCACUGUCAAACAAAACAAACAUAAAAUAAAACCAAAAUAAAUAAACUACAUGUAUAUGACUGCACAGAAGGCAGCAACUGGAACUAUUUAUAGUAUAGACACAGUGGAAAUUAAUUGAAGUAUUCAAAUGCCCUGAGACACUGUAUCAGCUGUAUUCAUUUGUAGGCCCAGUGGGGUCCUUGGCUAUGUACUUCCUUUUUCUUUAGUCCUUGAGGACUCUCGGCUUCUUCAUUAGUUUUUCCAGCAGGGCAAUAUACCACACAGUAGUUUACCAAGUAGUAAGAUUGACCCUAUCUACAUUUUUCCAAAAAUCUGUGAUGGUCAUUCUUAAGCCUAUUUAGUGUCUGGGUUCAUAUUUGAGCAAAAUUCUAUGAAUAUUUAAGUUACACCUUUUGAAUAGUGUGAAGAAAAGAAUUAAACUUUCAGGAAAUGAUUUUGUUAUAUUCCAAUGAAAAUUCAAUACAAAUAUUGUCUGUUAUUGUUUUACCAAUAAGUCAGUUUUCUGUUGAGCAAUGCAGCAUGUCUUCAAAUCUGUGGGCACCGUUAGGAGUCCCUAUCAUUUGGGCCCAAGUAGGUUGUUAAGUGUUGAUGAAGAAAAUGUAUUUAUGUAAUAAAUGGGUGUAUGACAUGACUUUGAUUAAAAAUAUACCAUUCUCAUAAACAGUGACUCUUCUAAACUUUUCACAUAUUAGGUUGAUGACAUUUAGUCCAGAUAGACUUACCUGUUACUGUUGAGUUCUAGUUCUGUGGCAUUUUCUUUGUUCCUAUUGCAGGUUUUUCUCCUUAAGGAAGCAUCUGGUGGAGAGUUGUAAAUAAAGAAACAUGUGAGCUUUUGAGCACAUUCUGUAUACUUUGGGCUUAAGUACAGUUUAAAAACUGUAAAUGUGUUCUCAUUCAUUACCUUUACCCUGAAGAACUAUGUUACUUUGUUAAUAUCCUCAGUUUUGUUUAAAAAUAGUAGUAGUUUUGCAUUAUGGAUGGUCUUUUGUUAUUUGCUACAAAGCUGGCAUUGAUAUAUUUUUUUUACACUCAUUUACAACAUAUUAAAAACUUAUAUUGGAUCUGGUAGGAUUCCAUCUGAGCUCAAAUGCCAUUUCUAUAUAUAAGUUAUACAAGGCAAUUUUGGUUUUGCCUUUUGAGGCAACUGGAUGUUGUAAUGUAACACCAAAUCUUGCCACGCAAAACACUGAAGCUGUUUAGUAGUCAUGGACAACAGCUGUAAACAUUGUAGAAUCUCUUGGUUCUAUAAACAUCUCUGCAUGUUCUAAUGAUGCAAAGAUGGGUCAUUUUGCCAUAGCUCAACCAGAUAACAAAAUAAAAGCAUGUAACAUCAAAGUGGGGCAGGCUAGAUAGUGGUAAGACCUGCAGGAUUUUCCAUUUCAUUGCUUGCCUCUUGCCUGCAAGCUGAAGUAUGGAGUACAUGAUGAGCCCGAAGCCAAUACCUGUUUUUCACCCAGGUAGAGUCCUAGUUAUUAACUGGUGUCUGAUCUGUCCCCCUGUAUGCCUUUGUAGAGGGGGGCAGUUACGGCUUAAAUUGUUUGCUUCUUCUAACAACUUAGACAUAAUUCCUAAAUAGUUGCAAUUAAUGGGCAAACUCCUUAAACACAGAAUGCCGUGAAAUAGCCAGGGGAGAAAAUACUGUUAACCAGCACAUUGGCUGUUGAUAGGCAGACCUCUCUGGAGAUUCUUUUGGCUUUUAUUCCUGACUGCAUUUUUAUUCCUAAUGACAUCAUUAAAACAACAACAACAUUGAAAUUAUUUCCAGUCUUUAUUUCAGUUGCAACUUGUACAGUAGAGAUAGUAGUGCCCCCCCCCAAAGCACCCAUAGUAAAAUUGUAUACAAAACAUUCAUCAGGAAGUUACUUUAUCAUAAUUCAUUUAUUGUGUGUGUAGAUAAUUAUUACUAGAAUAAAUUAUUUCUGAAUGC
This is a messenger RNA of Podarcis lilfordi (Lilford's wall lizard), 51525 nucleotides long. NCBI's taxonomy places the organism in Eukaryota, Metazoa, Chordata, Lepidosauria, Squamata, Lacertidae. The record is from the annotation of a GenBank genome assembly.